This is a messenger RNA of Xyrichtys novacula (pearly razorfish), 49087 nucleotides long. The record is from the annotation of a GenBank genome assembly. Lineage: Eukaryota; Metazoa; Chordata; Actinopteri; Labriformes; Labridae.
AUGCAGAAGAGCGUCCGCUACAACGAGGGGCACGCGCUAUUUCUGUCGGUGGUCGCGCGUAAAGAGGGGACUAAGCGCGGCUACCUGUGCAAGAAGACUACUGAGAACAGCCGAUGGCACGAGAAGUUCUUCGCCCUCUACCAGAAUAUACUUUUCUACUUCGAGAACGAGCAGAGCGCGCGACCAGCCGGGAUUUACCUGUUGGAAGGAUGCACCUGCGAGCGCACGCCGGCGCCCAAGAUGUCCACCACUGGGAAGGAAGCGCUGGAGAAACAGGUGAGAUGUUCAAAGAUAUGGAUAAGGGUAAAGGCACCAAACACUGAGUCAAAAACCUACACUCUUUUUUUUAUCAUCUGAAGGUACAACUUACUAAAAUUUGCUCAACUCGGGUGACAUAAACAUGAAGCAAACUGGUGUAGCGCUGAUUGAUGAUGUAACACAUUCAGUCAACUCGCACCAAAGCUAAUAUCUGCUGUUUUAUGAUCAUUUGUGGUCACUGUAGAUAUAGAUGACCGUUUUAAUGUGAAGCUCUUCGAAAUCAGAAGACUUCAAACUUCUGGAUCUAAUUGUUACGUCACCCUCAGGACGAAGCCAAUAAAAAAGUGGUUCGUGCAACAUCAGCACCUCGCUUUCCACAGUUUCAACAGGCUCUGCAGUGACAAGAGCCUCAAGCGCAUCCUCCCUGAGCAGGUGAUAUAGUCCCCAAUGGUUUAAGAUGUGCAAAUGGGGGCAGGCUGGUGGAGGAGAGGGGUUUCCCAAAGCAUUUCUUAUUUUAAUUCAAAAAAGAAACACUCACUUUUCAGCUGUAGUUCUGCUUUUUAAUUUAACUGCUUUUUCGGAUUUGUCCAUAUAAACUUUGUUUGGAAACUGAAGGAGAAAGUCUUUACAUGUCAAAUUCUUCUCUGUCUGACAAAGUGGAAGUAAACUAUUGCAGAGGCUACAGCAACUGGCUCAUGUAUUUCACACCACGAAUACUUACAAGUUAGGAUGGCACAUUUCCUCUUCACAUCGUGUAUAUUUUAUAUGCUGUUGGGCCAUCACUUUAAUAAAUCCAUAUCAUCUUUACAGCGAUUAAAUAUUGAUUUUCACACCGCCAUGUUUUUGGAGCUCUUACACAAUCAAGAUGACUUCUUUCUAGCUACACUAACUGCAGAAAGGCAUUAAAAGUGUCUUUUAAUAUGUGAGCAGACCUAAACUAUUAUUGAAAACAAAGGUCUGCAUGUUUGUACAUAUUGGGUUUUUAAUCAUAAACCCAUAGAUCUGCAGCUGGAAAUCUGGGGGUAAAUGUGUCAAUGACCAUGCUGCAGGAACAUGCCAUCUUGUUGCUAGGAUACAUGUGAAUUAAGAUUUCCACAUGCAUUUCAUUGAGAAAAAAAGAAAUGUCUGGUCACAAGUACACCAUCAAUACUGGAGCUCCAUCAGUGAAAGAAGUGGCCGUAACUGGAGUGGGGGAAAGACAAGAACUUCACUCCAUUAGAAAAGAAAACACUCUAGAUUUUUGUCUCUGAUCCCAGCUUGGCCUUAGGGACUGUAUGCAUCUGUCUGCACAGGCAUUAAUGCAGAGGAGGGAGCACUGACUUUUCACAGUUUGUGUAAGUACCAGGAGGACAAUGAAGUGAAUACAUGUACAGCCAACCAUUUAAGGAGUCAAAAAUAGCCACCAAUCAUCAUCAUCACAGAGAAAAUAUCCCUCACCACACACUCCCACCUACUUGUACAGGAGAGGUCUGCCUCUUUAAAUGUACAGUACAUGGAUGUACAAUUCAUUCCAGAUGUAUGCAAAUGGAGGAAAACCAGACUUUAGGAAGAACAUGGUUUUAAUCAAGUCAUUUAUGAAGGGAGGAGGGGGCAUCUGUUUUCAUUGUGGAUUUCUGGGGUUAGGUUAUAAAUCAUAAUGAAAGGGGGGGUGAAUUUGUUUGCAAUUCUGUUUUCAGCCAAAAACUUGGUUUUCCUAAUGUUACUAUAACAAGGAAUGAUAAAAAUCUUAUUCUACUGUCUUUUUACAUAAUCACAGUGGCUGUCUCACUCUCUCCACAUCUGACUAGGUCUCACACUACAGCUGUGAUGUUUAAUUAGGGUUAUUUUUAAAUGAAGCUCAGCUGAAUGGCUUGUGUGCUGCUUUGUAACAUACUGUCCACAUACAAAGCCACGCACAAGAGAGAGAAAAAAAAAAAACAACAGUUACAUAAACUCAGUGUUUUAAGGCCUAGUGUGUCCUCUCAGUGGAGAGCGCAGUUCAGUCUGAUCUGUCUUGUGCUAUGGCUGGGACAAAGUGUGAGAAGGCACUUCCACGCUUCCAUCUUGCUCUUCGCUGUUAUUCUGUGCAGUCGAGUGAGUCUGCCAGCAACCUGCAGUAUCACACCCCCACAGUGGGCCACAAUGCAAGCACACAAAUAACACACAGCACACACACUGCCUCUUUCUCUGUCUCUCUCUCUCUCUCUCUCUCUCUUUCUGCUGUACUCUCAGAAAAACACAAACCCUUCAUAUCAUUUGACGAGCAUUCAAACCAGUCUGAAUGGUUUCCACAGCGACUGCAGAUGUGCACUGCUGAUGUGAACAGGUAUGAGUUAGCCCGUAAAAAGCUUCAGCUGUGCAGCUGUGUGGAACUUUAAAAAAAAACAAAAAAAAAACAACCCAUCAUCAAGCUUCUGGUCUGUUAUUGAUCCCCAGAGAGAGGGGCAGUUCGUUAGAGGCCAUGAACCAGAGGAGAUGAGCGCUGCUCACAGUGCGGUCUGUUUCUUCAUGAUCACCCAUAUGUCAGAAUUUUGCUGAGCGGUACAAAGGCCUGGUGCUGCUUAUAUAAAAGGUUUCUUUUUGCCAAAUUACAGUAACAUAACAAGCCAGCUCUUGCUUUUGUAGGACUUUCAAGGAUUCGGUCUGGGAACCUCUGCAGUUGUCUUAAUUACUACUUUGUUAUAAUUUUUUGAACAUUCUGGUCUAAUUGAGAAAAAAAGAAACCAUCUUGAUGCUUAUUUUUCCUUGAAUUCUUAGCCUGAGUGCUAAAAUCUGAAGUGCCCAAUGUGACUGCUGUAUAGAUUGUAGCACUAAGCAACCAUAAAACAAACACAAAAAAAUGCACAUCACUUUAUGUGUCAGAUAUGGCUGUGGCUCAGGAAGGCGAACCUUUUUAACCUGAGGUUUGAAAGCAAAUCUCUUCCUUCUGCACCUGCUGUGCCCCUGCUGGGGAGGGGGCUGGUCAAACCACCAGCUAACAUUGACAAAGCAAAAAAAGACUGCAAUUUUGACCCAGAAAUAGGAUUGAGAAUCAUGUGUAUGGUGGCUCGGAAGUGCCAGAAUAGAUCAUAUCUAUAUAUACAUACAUGGUUGUGGAAAAACAUCACUUUGGACUCCACCACUUGAAUCCUUAAAUGGUAAGAUCAUUCUCAGACCCCCUGUCAGUAAUGGACCCUCUGAAUUGCCCUAACUUUCUGCCAUGUGGUGCCCUACUCUGGGCCACCAGAUCACUCUGCAUUCAAAAUAUGAAGUGGAUAAUAAGGUAGACUUUGAAUGGAUAACUACGAGAUAAGCAUAUGUUUCUGUUUAACAUUUGAAGAAUUUAAGGCUCAGCUCACUCAUCAAGGAUGCUUUACGGGAAAAGUACCCAACAUGUCUUUUUGGAAAACUUUUAGCAUGUGGGAUUAAUUCAUACUUUCAGGUCUGCAGAAUUGACCUAAGUUCACCAAUCUCUUUUUUCAAUAGAGCCCAUUUAAAAAAGGUGGGGCGGCACUUUAUAGUUAAAAUGUUGGUGCUGACUUCUUGAUGUGCUAGUAUGAUUAUUUCUCAUUGGAGAUCUCCCUUAGCUCUCAAUGCCCCCCUUAAAAGCUCCCAUUUUUCUCUUAUUGGCACUUAUCUGCAGCAAAGUACCAAUUCUAUUUCUCGGCAGCGUCUUUCAUUUUCUCUGUAUUUUCUUUUCUGGUAUGCCAAGUCUUUGACCCAAUAUUAGUGUCAGAUGAGUAUUAUGGCAUCAAUACAAGUUUUUGUUUUUGUGUUUAAAUCCUGCAAUACUUAAAAACAACAAACAUACAAUGAGACAGUAACAAAAAGAAGAAGAAGCAGACCGCAGUGUUUUUGUAUGGAUGUUUGUUUUCCAUCUUUUAAAGAGUUGGAUGAACGAUGGGUUCCACUGCAUGUUAGUGUGACAAAGACGUACAAAACUCAAGAACUGUUAGCAUAGCUAGCCUUUUACGAAAAAGCCAGUCAAACUCUUUUAAAUCACAAAAACUGACUUGCUCUCUGCUGUAACUAUUUCCAUGUGAACAACAGGUGGGAGAAGUCUUGUUGUCACCAUGUGGUUGCCAGGCAACCAGCUGCACAGUCGAGCUGUGAGAUGAUAAAUCAACUAUUCAGCCCUAAAGGUACCUGAAGGACAUUUCCCCUGGCUCUCAGUCUUAAUGCUAAGCUAUGCUAAUCCCCUCCUGGCUUGUACUGGGUUAAAUAUUUUGACGUCAUAGAUAUUUUUUUCACAAAUAUACUCUCAAGAAAGAAACCAUGACUUUGAGGUGAGAUUACUGCAGUAAUGCUGCUCUGAUUGAUUAUUUGCUGUCUGUCUGAACAGAGAGGCUCAUAGCAAAGGACCCAGACUUACUUAUCACCAGGCUUCUGUACUGUCUGGUCUACAAGGUGUUUUUGUGCCGCUUAGCUCAAUAUUUUAUUCUUGGUAUUAAUGUGACUUUGUCUUAUUUCCUGAAAAAUAAAUAAAUAAAUAAAAAUAAAAAUCUACACAGAAAAUUAAUUUCCAUCUAGUGCACCAUUUAGCAGGCAUUUAUUUACUUAUUGUCAAAAGAUGGGAAGGGUUUCCCAAUAACUAACCAUCCUUCUUUUUAAGUCUGGCUUUAUUGUGUACUACUGUGGUGUCGAGCAGAAGGUCAUGCUGUUGUUCUACCAUGCUGUUCUGGAGAGUAUUAUAAGGUACGGAAUCACAGCCUGGUACGGUAACUUGUCCAGCUGAAGACACAGUUAAACCGUCUGAUACAACAGGCAAUGAAAAAAAUGAAUGUUAAAAAUCACGCUCCUCUCCAAACUAUUUUUGAACAAUCCAUCAUGACACAAGCACGGAAAAUUCUGUCUGAUCCAACUCAUAUUCUCCAUGCAGAGUACCAGCUGCUUCCUUCUGGGAGGAGAUUCAGAGUCCCCCGAUGCAGGCUUAACCGUUUUAAAAAACUCCUUUAUCCCAACAUCUGUUGAGAUCCUGAAUGCGCAGAUGUAGUUGCGACUUCUCUCUUAACUGACUUUUACACUGUCCUUUAUUUAUUCAUUUAUUCACUGGAACUGUGCAAUAGGGCCGUUUGAAUGUGAUGGCGACAGGUUGUGACUGUGGUGUGUUUGUAAAUGUUACUGUUCCUCUUACGACUGCAGAACCAUCAGAGAGUCCAUGUCAAAUUUCAAUAAGGAAUAUGAAAUGAAAUGAAAUACUGACGGACUCAUUGGGUGCUAAUCUGAUCCUAAUCUGCAAUGAUUGAGAGAGAGAGGAGGGGGGGAGGAGAGAUCAUACUGGAUUAUAACUCUCCUUCUCUGAUUAGAUUUGAUCAGUAACCUUAUGCACCUUAAUGGAUUAUGACUCCAUUUGAUAUUUCUAUUCCACCUGCUUUCAGACUAUAGAAAGUUUAUAAAUGGGUGACUAGAUCACACAUAAAUACCAGUGAGUGUGAGAGGGCCAGAGAGAUAGGUUUAAAUGAAGAGCGAGAUCGCAAGAGACAAAACAUAUCCCAUAACCUCAAGUUAUUCGACUACUAAUACAGCUUACAUUUUUACAGCUUACAAAUGUCACCUCCGACUUAACUAAAGUGAUGUCCAAGUUACUUCUUUAAUUAAAUAUCUGUCCUGGAAAGAAGUUCUGAAUAAAAACAUGGUUUGGGAAAAAAAGGUAGAAAAAGCUUUUAUUUUGAAAAUCAAAUGUAGCCUAGACGAUUGGUCUAAAAUCAGGCUACCACAGGUCUAAAAAUGAAAAUUUUUUUAGACGUCUAAAUUUAGACCAAGUUUAGACCAAGUCUAAAUCUGGACUAUAUCUAUACUACACUGUUUAUUGCUCAACGGCUAUCAUAAUUGUUUUGGUUAAGUACUUGGAGAUCAGUUAUGUAACUUUUGAAAUAAACAGUUAUUGAAUAAUGGAUUAAAGUGCACCAUCUCAAUAAAAAUAUACAGAAUCUAGACGGAUGACAUUAGGUCUAAAAAACAAACUAGCCGUCUAAUAGACGACUAUUGCUCAGUGAGGCAGUCCUCAGGUAGUACUGUUGUAGUACUGUGUUUUUUUUUGUUGACAUGUGCACCAAGAGUCAAGCCAACAUGCUUCCUGUGUGAAGCUCCAGUAUAGGGCAGCUACUGUCUGCUGUGGAAACACAAGUAAGAUAAUAGUUAAAAACAAACCAGAAUGCUCAUCCACAAGUCAACUAGUUUAAGGCCACGUGUCAAUGAUGGGUCAGCACUGCCCUGAAGGUGUAGCAAAGAAUAAUGGCAGAAGAAGAGGAUACAUAAACACUCUUCAUAAGGAGUGUGUCAAAUAAACUUGAGAACAAUCUUAAAACGAUUGUUGAGCAGCUUGUUGUGUGUUCUUUUGUUGUCUCCUCAGAGUUUACAGGCUGGAUCAGUUAGUGCACAACAGCAAUUCUCAAGAAAACAGUAAAAGAGAUUUAUGAUGUGUUUAGAUGCCUCUUUGUAGCUGUAGCACUGAGGGAGUCGUAGAGCAAACUCUCCAACCCAGAAACUAUUGCAUUAAGGCAGCUGGCUCAAAAUGAUUCCUCCUGGCGAUGGAGUGACAAAGAGUCCGAUGGGUAAUAUGGAGGGGAAAGCUUGAUUAUAGUGUUAGAUCAUGUACCGUAUGUGUGUACAUGUUUGUGUUGACAUUUUAACAACAGAGUAGGAGGACUCUGAAUAGAAACAGUGGAGGAGGGCAUCAAUCUGUUUAAUCUCUAGAUAACCAGACAGGUAAUCCCUGAUCAGAGUGAUCUGAGGUCUAGGUGCUACGGAUAGCGGAAUCCUUAUAAGCAGCGUGUCUGUGAGAGUUUUGUGUAUGUGUCGCAGUUUUAUGCUUGAGUGUGUGUGUGUGUGUGUGUGUUUCUGUGUGGGUGACAGAGAGUGAGACGGCCCCACACUUUGUUAUUAGAACCUCUUUGCAGGAAGUUAACAGCAUGGAGGCCAAUGAAGAAACAGCAGGAUGUGGGAUGUUGAUUCAGUGAUUGUCACAUUAGCUGCAACAUCAUUAGUUGAAUUCAGUGGUUACAUAAAGCACUGCCUCUGCCGCAGUCAGAUUGAUGUUCUGUAUCUUUUCACAAUGACAAGUCUGCAGGAUAUUAAAAAUCUGAUCUUAUGUUUUAAAGCUUCGCCAAACCUUUUGGAUCUCUGAAAUUACAGGGUCACACACAAAUAUAAACAAACUGAUGAGGAACCAUGUCAGAACUGACAGUCCUCAGGACUGUUUUGCUGUGACAGUAAUAUCUGCAGUGACUGAAUAAAAAAAGGAUGCAGCCUUGGUGACAUCACUGACUUGUUUCUGAAGCAUUUUAUGGCAAUCUACAUACUGGAAACUUACAGUUAUCUCCAUAGAUGUGUUAACCAUACAUACAUGAUGGUUUCAGUAAGGUCAGUUUGUAGUUACAUUAUAUCCAAGUCAGUAAAUAAUUGUGAGUUUUCUUAAAAGUCACUCUUGGGUUAGGAGGAAAAGAUGGCCACCGAGGCAGCAGAGGUGGUAUCAAGGUGUCUGUGGGUCAGGAGAGGAGAACUGUGGGUGGGAUAGAGCUGCCUGGACACAAGUCGAGACUUGUUUAACCCUGGAUGGGUCUCCUGGGAGAGGGUGUCUGAUUGUUGAAAGAUCUGAAACAUCCAAUGACCCCAGGUUACAUCACUGAAGAUGUGCCUAGGAGCACUAAGUUUGUGUAUGUUAAAGCCAUAGACUGUAUAUAGAAUGGACAGAGUCUGCCUCCUUGCUGGGUGAAGCCACUCUAAGAACAGCACCCUCUGUUGACGGGCUGCAGUAUAGGUCUUCAAUCCCGCCUCUGCCAGCAAAGCUUAUCGAGCUGUGGACAAAAUUUAGAAAUGUAUUACACCUGCUUGUGAUGUUGGCAUGUAGUUACAGUCAGACUGGUUUCUGCUCAACUCCUCUUUUUUCUGUGCAACUCCGUUUUUAAAAGUUAUCAGGGGGUUCAUGUUUUCUUUGAUUGACACUUGAUACAGCCUAUGGGUGUUCAGGGAUUGCGUAGCUCACCCGGGGGAUAUGCUGUUUGAGCCGAGCGUCAUCACAGUGACUCUUGGUGAUUCUUCCGCCGAAUGCGCACAACGCUACUGCGCAAUGCUGGUUUCAGGAAAUGAAGAAAAAUAGCGCAAAUACUGAGAGCUUUUUGGCUUCAAAUCCGUAUACAGGCGAGAGGUGGAACCAAGUUGUCCAUAGUAUAUACAGUCUAUGUUUAAAGCUUAGCAGGUAGCAGUGACACCUAUAAGUCUUAGCAUUUCCAUGAUGCUGCAUGAUAACUAGCCCAUAUACUAGCCAUAUAUAAGGUUGGUAUCAUAAAACCUCCAAACUCACAUUUGUAUUUUGCUUCUGUACAAAUAACUCAAAUAAGAUAAAACCUGUUAACUUGUGAACUUUCAGAUGGAUUUAUUUUAUACCUCUAAAUAUAGUCAGGCUAGUUUCCCCAUCAUUCCAGUGUCAUUCUAAGCAUUGACUGUAUGUCAGUAAACCCAGCGUGCCUCCAUCUUCUCCCAUUGUGAGAUGUGAAGCCAAACUAUGCAUCAAGUUGCACUGGUGAAGCCAAGGCUUACACGGACGUAAUAUGACUGGUGGGACCACUGGGCUAAUAUCACUUCACUUCCUCUCACCAAAAAACUAAUUCAACUUCCCAACAAAACACCAACAAUCCCUACACGGUCAGUACAAUCUACAGGAGAUUGAGUUGAUUUGAAGCACACAACUGCAUCUGUCAGGAUGGAAUCAGUGGGCUUUAUGACAUGUACACAUAUGCUGCGAGCUUUUUGUGUUGCUGACUGUGAGUGUGAGAACAGUAUGGAUGCAGAUGUUAUAGUUUAACAAAACUUCAGACAUAUAAAAAGUCCUCAUAGGCAGAAAAGGCUUUCGGUCUGCCCGGCUGAGACUUGACACCUGUCUGCUUAUUGAAUUCUGUAUUGAAUAUAUUACCUGUGGUUUUUAUAGAUAUGAUGUUUGGUGUGCAUGAAACUCAGCCAACUGUACAAUAUCCUGAGGUAAGCUUUAUAUUUUUGAGUACACAAGGUUUUCAUAAGAAUAGCAGUUUGUUUCUUUGGUUCUGCCCUUGGAGCAUUUAAUGAAGCUACAUUUGGCACAGAAAAGACAUUAUUGCCUCCGUGGGAGCACGACAGGGGCUGAGAAAUGAUGAGAGAGAAAAAAGAGACGAGAGGCAGACUGUGGAUCUUUUCAGAAGACUGGUGGCUGGAAAAAAAGACCUUCUUCUAUUUAUCUCACUAAACUUUCCCCAUAAAUGACUAUUUGAGUAACUGAUUAAAUCCUUUAAAGGGAACAUCACAUUUUAGGUCCCUACAUGGAAAUUCUGAAUAAGCUCUGAACAGAUGUUAAUUUUUACAGAUAUUCCAGGGUGUCGUGUGGCAAACGAUUUGUUGAAAGACUCCAGUAGUUUUAAAAAGUGAUCAAGCUACCUAAAGGUUAGCAUUAUUAGCAAAUGUCCAAACCCUGUUAAUAGGGUGAAGAAGAGGCUGAUAAUUUGCUGCUGAAAGGUUUCAGGCAUUGUGUUUCAUUGUGAGAUCUACCCACAACAGGUGGUUCAGCUCUGUUAUGAUAAUCGUACUCAAUUACUGCGCAUGGCUCUGUUGCUGUAAGUCAUUUUCUGUUUUCUUUUGUUUUAAAGGCCUUCGUAUGGUGUGUAUACUCCCCUUUACACCCACGGGAAUCCAGUUUAUAGAUUUUUUUUAUAUGAGCUUUCCUUGAAAGUCUCACAUACACACAUGAAUCAGAUCUGCUCUCUGUUGUAUUUCUUUAUGAUGGUAAUUAUCACCCAGUGGGACUUGGGAUCAGUGAGCAGCCUUCGGUUCACCACAGCAGAGCAAAGGUAGAGGCACAUCAUACAGUAGCUUCUGUUAAGAUCUUUGUGCUAAAAUUCCCACUGAGGCUUGUUUGUUCUGUCUUUUAAAACAGCAUAGCACAUAUAGGUUGAAGGGCAAGGAUGAGAAUGACACAAAACAUGCACACACCGUAGCCGAUGAUUGAUUUUACCUGCAACAGUAGAUCAUAUCAUCAUCAGUGGCAUUUCACUUAUUUUCUGUACAAAAUCGAUAACAUUUAGCUUUCUUGUAACCUACACAAGUAAUAUUUUGUGUUGAUUCAGUUUGAUACAUGCACUCUACCGUCAAACAACUGUUUUUAUGCAAAUCAAGUUAAACCGAAGGAAGAACAACCCAACAUUUUUGUUGUUCUAUAACAAUUUUGUCAUUAAGAAGACACAGGAUAUACACAAUCGCCAGUCACCUGUUACAAUAAGUAUUUUUUUCCUAAUAUCAUAUCUAAAAUCUAAGCCCUUUCACAAGUUAAAAAAGCCGAUUCAUGAACCUGAAUUUACAAAAUCCAUUUUUAGAUUUUUAACACUUUUUAAGAACCUGUGAAAUAACAAAAGCCAGACUUGUACUUUGAAGAACCACUUAAGAGCCAAAUGACUUCAUUCAGGAAAAAAAAGCCUGAAUAUCCUGUUUAGCGACGUUUAGCUUUAUAUGGUUACUAGUUUUUAUUUUGUAUUUCUAUUUUCUUGAUCAGUCUGAGUAGAUUUCAGUGGACUCUGCUCUCAUUGGCUCUUUCCGACAGUGACGACUUUCGAUUGGUUUAGUGAAAUAAGUCCCGCCUCCCCAUUAGGAAAUAGAGAAGCCCAGAAGAAACGACGAUCUUCUGCAGACCGAAAUGCUUUUAAAUAAAGGAUAGGUUUGUUUUAAAGAAAAGCACUCAUUCAGAUAACUCUGUAGUAAAAUGGAAGAGACGGUUCUUGGACCUGUGCGACAGGAGUGUGACGACUGGUGAGUUUAAGCGUCAUUAAAUUGGACUUGGAGUGUUUGUUUUGGUACUAAAAACUAAAUAUAGUAGCUAUUAGAUCAUCAAACAAAGGUAUUUUAUUUAAAAGAUUUAUUUAUUGUGAGAUAAUUGUGAAGUAAUAUUGAAAAUCAAACAUAUAAACAUAUUACAAAUUAAAAACUUGCCCCUUUCAGUCCUGCAAACUACAUGCAGUGUAAUGUGAGGAGCAACCUUGGUAGAAUUAAAAGGCCUCUACACUCUUGAUUUGUUUUUUAUUUGUUCCCAUUUAGACACAAAUAUUACUCUUCUAUGGUGUCUUGGCCAAACAACAGCAUAAAAGUGUCACUUAAAGAGCAAGCCAAACAACAAACAUAAGGUAAUCAUUUGCCUAUAUCAGUCAAUCUAUGAUCAGCCUGGUCGGGUUAUGCAUGAUCCCAGUUGAAAAUCCCCAAUACUAAUGAAAUGAUCCAGUCUUUUGUGACCUUGUAGCUCAAGCCAGGAUGAUGGAGUGGAAACAUCAAACAUUUUUUAGAGAGGACAGAGCAAUUGUGAGGAAUAAUUUACAAAGUUUGGCCAUGAGACCGAAGGUUACAGUCAAUGACAGUUUAAAGAGACAACAACGCUCAAUUCUAUUGUCAUGCAAGGAAGACAGACCUACUCACUCAUACAAGACGCAGUGAUGUGUGCGAAAACCCUAGAUUAGAGACAAAUCACGAUGCAGCGUGGUGUGCACAGUCCAAUGUUUUCAGAGAGGAUGAGGUUGCAGGCAUAUAAAGAACAUCAUUGUAGUCUUUUAUAGAUGAAAAGGUUGCUUGGGUGACACUUGUCUUAGCAACAACAGAAAAACAGCAUUUAUUUUGAUAGAAGAAAUCCAAUUUUACCAGUCACUUUUGACAAAAAAAAGAGAAAAAGAAAAAGAGAAAACCAAGAAAACUCAUCAGUGUGUGGGGACACAUUCGAUCACCUCAUUAUGAAAAGAAAAAACACGUCAAUUAUCUUAAACUGUCUUUCACUGAUGAUGACAAAUCAUCUUAUUCUUAGUCUCAGCCUUAGUUUACAAAGAUUUGCACGAUGUGUUUUUUUAAUAAAUUAAAGUAGAGGAAAGACAAAAGAGCAGGACUACCUGUUUUUCUGUUCUGUCCUGUUAAACAUGAGCUGAAUACAAUAUAUUACAAGUGCUUUAUCUGAGACAGUAGUUUCUUAAUUAUUUAAACAACCCAUCAGUGUUGUUAGUCUGAUUUCACCCAAGUGGGCCUCAAACCUUCCACACUUUCCACAUUUUUCCCUCUUUCUGCCCAUCGAAGUAAACAACAUCAAAGCAGUAAAUUGCUUGAUGCUCUGGCAAGGCUGAGAGUGAGAGUCAAAAAAAACAAGGUCCAUCUGUAGUACGGCACAACACAAUUUGGCCUCUCAUCAGUGCAGAUACCAAAGCAGACAGCAGUGUUACAUCAUUAGUGGUUAUUUCAGUCCCUAAUCAUCAGUGGAUCUCAACUGUGACUCUGUCAUCUCUGUUUUUAAAUAUUUAUUACACAUGAGUAUUUCUGGAUCACCCAGCCAUCGUUUGCUUAAUGAAUCUAUUACCACGAAGUCCAAUUUCAUCUUUAAUGCUUUAAUCUUCCACCAAAAAAAAAUGAUCACUCAGAGAUGCCAUGAACCUGAGGCUGUGUGCAUGUUUUUUUGGUCGUUUUUUUUUUAACUUGUAGAAGUUCAGCCUCUGUUGGACGGAGGAAAAGUAGUCAGACGUUUGGUUUCACAGCAAGCAGUUUCAAAUGACUGACCCAAAAUUGGUUCAGAAUAAUAAAAUUUGCUGCCCUGUAUUGUGCCCAUGUCUCACUCAGUGAUGGUGAAACACAAUCCUUUUGUGCCACGCUGUCAGAAUCACAGUCUCAUUUUCCAUAAUAGCUGUUCCUCAGGGUAGAUAGGGGGAAAAAUGUUCCAGGUGAGUGUUAAAUUGAUUGUUAAAGAGUCAGAGAGCGAAGAAGACUCUGUGCCUUUUUGUCUUUUUAUUUCUUUUGCUGUUCCUCUCUCUCUUUAUUUGUUGAAAUGAAAUUUCUCACAGUACAGUGAAGGCCCUGAGGCAUGGGAAGACAUGGAACAUUGGAAAGGGUUUGAGGGAGAGCAAGCCGCCAGUCCUGAAUGAUACUAGGGAGCGAGGAAGCGUCUUGUUAGUCUAAUGAGGACACAGAACGGUGUUGCAGUGUAAUUCUUCACCAAGCGUUGUGAAUGUUUAUAAUGCCAUGAGGUCCAGUGUGAUGCAAAUGUUCUGUAAAGAAUGCUGUACCAUUAAAAUUUAAACGACUGCCUGAGGGCAAGUAGGUCACUGCUGCAUCAAAUAGUUAUAGCGCACAGUAGGGGUGAAGCACAGUAUAAAUAAAAAAGCAGGAUGAAUACAGUGUAGAUGUCAGAUUUAAGUUAUUGAAACAUAUUAUUGAUGAUUGAAGCACAAGUAAGAGAACAGAAAUAGAUGGGACGACUGGAUUCGACGAUCAGUGAAUGAUGUGUGUAGUACCAAACAAAGUUACAUUUACAGUUAGAAAAGUCAGAAUCACCUGAACUUGUGUGCAUUGGGCAUGUUUUUAAAUAAAAAUCAAACAUUGUUGUCAGUCAGACCUUAUUCCCCUGUUUCUAUAGACCAGGGGUCGGCAACCUUAAACACUCAAAGAGCCACUUGGACCAGUUUCCCACAGAAAAGAAAACACAGGGAGCCACAAAACCUCUUUGACAUCUAAAAUGAAGAUAACAUUGCAUAUAUCUUUUUUUUUACCUUUAUACAAAGUAUAUAAAAAACUGUAGCGAGUUGCAUUUAUGAAAUAAAUGAACUAUUUCGGCGAGUGUCUGUCUUCUUCUGUAGUUAAACCGCAAGAUAUCAAAAUCUACCCGGAUACAGCAAUGCUGCUUUUUGAUUGGCUGUUCAGUAGAUAUACUUUAUUUGAUUGGCUUGUGCGUGGCACGCAGCUUCUGAACUCUCGGAGGAACUCAGUUGAUUUCCCCCAGUUCCAAAGUUGAAGAAGUGCAAAUUGGUGGACAUCACCGUGUCCAUUUAAAUGCGUGAGAAAUACAAUGUGUGGUGUGUGAGCGUGUGAACGAGUGGGAGACUUGAGAGCCCUGUGCUCACGCAUCAUCGAUGUACUCCCGAGCCAUGCAAAACGGUCUUUGCAAAUGUUGCACUGAACGCCUUCCUUUUCAGUCUUGGUGAAGUUUUCCCACACCACUGAUGUUUUAGGUCGGGAUUUGGGUUGGGUUGUGUCCAUGUUUUUCUCAGCUGCUGCCUCGGCCAUGGCUGUUUCUUUUCUGUGCGUCCUGCUGAUGUUUACACGCCGGUGUCCAUGGACAUAUAUAAAGACCCGACGAAUCGAUUACAGAAUUUGUUGGCAACGGAUUUUUUCGUCACGACGAAUCUACUUAAUCGAUUCGUUGUUGCAGCCUUAAUAGUUUAUUUAAUGUUACAAGAGCAUUAUAAUCUUUGAAUUUAGAAUUACAAAAAAAAAUUAAUAAUAAAAUAAAAUAAAAUGCAAUUAAGUAUUUAUUAUUUAUUUUCCAAAUCCAUUGGGAGCCGCAGCUUAGGGAAGAAAGAGCCGCAUGCGGCUCCAGAGCCGCGGGUUGCCGACCCCUGCUAUAGACCUAGGCUCAGUUAAUAUAGACUCUCAGGACCAACAUACGAUGGAAAGACCAGGCAGAGGCGAUCAGCAAAUAUACUUGUGUGCACAGCGCUCACUUCAUACAUUGUGUAUUUAUUGUAGAAUGAAUGGGGGACAUGCAUGUUUUGAGUUAUCACAACCCUCUGAAUAGAAAUAGAAGGGUGCAUCAAGAGAAUUAUGAGAUAUCGCUCAUCAGGGUUAAUUUAUUCAUGUAACACUCUCCGUCCCUGACAGUAAGUGACCUUAAGUAUUCAGACAGACCUGUGUCAUCUUCUGCUUGUAAACAUGUCUGAAGGCUUUGUUUUUUGGCCACUCACCAAAAGGGUAAUUCUGUUUACUGACACUCAAGGGGUCUUCAUUACAAAAUAUGUAUGGACAAGUGUACAGAGUGCUCUUUAACACAGCGUUACUUUUGAGUACGACCGCAGGCUUGCCCAGUAAAUAAUUAAUGUUUUAUGCAGAUGCAGAUUGUGUGUCUGCAUAACAUCAUAUCCAAUGGGAAAUAAACUACUUUAAUAUCAACAACCUGGAAAAGUUAUUUAUAUUGAAACUGAAAACGGCGUGCUUACAUCGUGCCUUGGAAAAGUAUUAUUUAUUUGCCAUUUAUUUUGCCUACAUUUGUGGACCAUAAUUGAACAUCAGUUAAGAAAAAGCCAAAGGAUUAACUCCACGCACUGAAGCCAGACUCCGCCUCUGCAGUCCUCAGUGAUGACGUUAGUUACCGAGCUACAUUUGAUCUGCACAGUUCCUUUCUACUUUUGGGGAAGUUUUAGGUCUACCUCUUUGCGGAAAACCCAGUCUCAGGAAGUAGUUUGGUGCAUAGGAUGGUAAUGGGGACAGUGGUACUGAUCAUGAGGAUGAGGAUGUAUACAGUAGGUUUCAAGAUUAUGAUGAUUAUGUUGCUACUGUUGCUUUGGUGAUGCACAACUUUGAAUACUGCAUGUUAGCACCAGUGCCUGAUUGGACUCAAAGUAUUUAGGAGCACAUUAUGUUCCCCUCUAUCUAGAUCUGUGCUUGUGUUGCACUUGAUCUAGAUCAGCUGGACAAAAGCGUCUUCUAAAUAAAGUUCUUACAUGGUAACAUAUUACUACAAUUGGGCUUAAAAACACAAUAUUUAUACUGCUAAACUAGCUAAAACUUUCAACUUAGUAACAUGUCAAGAGCAGUUAUGCCAAUUCUAGUCUUUUACACAGGUUGAUAAACAGUAUCGUAAAUCCCGACAUGCUGUAUAAUAUGCGUGGUAAAUUUCUGCUCCUAAACCAAAGUAAAACUUAAGGUUUAUUUGAAUAAGAUGCUGAAAUGAUCCAUCAGAAAACCUCUGCACUGGCACAGUUUCCUACUUAUCGCUUCAUUCAUGUCCAAAAUUACAGGAAGGAUCAAUAAAGCCAUUAAAUGAAAAGAGGCAGCGCUGGAAAGCAGAAAAUGGAAGUGCAAAACACACUGGAAGUGUGAGAUAUUGCGUUGCCAUGGAAACGUUAUCUUGUUAGAUGCUGACACAAUUUAGAAACAUGUACUCAGUUAAGAAAUAUUAUGUAACUGCUCCCUGGCUCUCCGUCCUCCCCUGUCUCUCCUUCUCCCUGUCAGAGGCUGUUAGAGUGCAGAUUACUGUUGAUGUAAUAAAAUCCAGGCAGCUAGUGAGUCGUAAUGACGGAUACAUAAAAUGCAGGAUAGGAGGACGAGGAUGGAGUUAGAGGAGGAUCUUUGUGUGUUUGUGUCUGUGUGUUAAUGUGUGUGUAUGUGUGCUCCAAUAACCUUGGUGACUUGGUACCCAACCCGUCCCCACUGCAGAGGCCGUGGCCUGUUCAUCCUCCUGCGGGGAUAAACGUCUCUCCUUUUGACUCUGCUUGGUUGACUGAGUCCUCAGUGAGAGAGACACAAAGAGAUGAAGGGUAUGAAGGGAUAUGGGGAUGGAGGAAGAAGAGGAGGAGGAGUGGGUUUCGAAAACAAGAGGAGUGAGGGUGCUGGUUGAGCGGGGCAGAGGAGGCGGAGUGGGAUGGUAGGUGAAGUGUAAAGAGAAGAGGAGGAGGAAAAAAAAAAAGGUUGUGUGAUGAGAAGAGAGGAGGAGAGAGAAAGUCCACGCAGAGCUCAGUCUUCUGCUGACUAAGAAUAGCAGCUCUUCUGGUAACCCAGUGCCCCAGGACAUGACCAUUUGAAUAAAAGCCUCUAUCACUUCACAUAAUGCCUGGUCUGUGUGCAUGUAGGUGUGUGCCUGUGUGCGCUUGCAUGUGUUGGCAUGUGUGGGGAAGUAUUUGAAAGGCAGAUACUCAGGGAAGUUCGUCCGAAUAAUAAGAGAGACAGACAGGAAACGAGAGAGAGAGAGAGAGAGAGAGGAAGGGAGCAGGCUAAUUGAUGGUGAUGAUAAUAGGCUGGUGGAGCACAGAGGCACAGACCAGACUUGAUGUUUUAUUGCAGCAAGCAAAUAACUCUAUCAUGUGUGUCGAGCCACCCACCCUCCCUCGUUUUGUCUCCCUCCCUGUCUGUCCAUCUCUGCUCUACUCUGCUCUGCCUGCUCCGUGAAAAGUCUGCAGGCCUUAAUAUAGGAUAAACCCGGGCAAGAAAAGAGCGUGAAAUUCAACCGUAGUUGAAAGCAAUGUUUCCAUAUGUCUGUGCCAUAUGUCCUAACAUACUUCCAACUGUGUGUGGGAUCUUCAGGGGAGCAAUGAAAACAUCUCGUGCUGUAAAGCGAGACUUUUUGCACAAGUUAGUUGUGGUGUUGUUAAUGUGUUUGGUCUCAAGAGCACAAAUAUAAACAGCAUUUUUUCCUGUCUUUAUUUUUCUCCAAUCAGCACUACUUCCUCGUUGUGUUUGGCCACGAUGGACAGAAGCCUCUGGAGCUGCGGACGGAUGAGGAGAUCGAGUGCGACGAAUGGUUGGAGGCCAUUCAGCAGGCGAGGUACACAAGAAGCAUGAUCCAAACUAAAGUGUGGCUUCACUUUGAUGUUUGUGUGGCAGGAAAAUUACACCAAACAGUAGUAUUAAGAUUUUAAUGAACUUGGUAGAUUUACUGAACUUUGGUUAUUUAACCUUCUGUGCCCACCGAUCAAAAAACUGUUGGAUUCUCUAAACCAAGUUUUAAGGUACACUUACACAACUGAGAGGAUGUGAUGUAACCCUGCACAGUUUUUUGAAAGUUGAAGUAGUCCACGGCAACAGCAGCAACUUUAAAAAGGUUGUGCUUGUUGGUAUGUUUUAGUAAUUUCAGAGAUGUUAGACAUGAUGUAGCUCCUGGUAACUAAUUAAUUUUAUUAUUGCUAGAUUAAUCAUUUGUGUGAUACAAAUUAGCCUUAGGAGAAGCUUAUUUUGCUUGUAAUAAACAGUUGGUGCCAUUUAUACUCAUUAGUUGCUCCAUGUAUCAGUAUUUGCAUUUAUGUAAAUCCUACUGAUACUCAGAACUGCAGACUAGCUAAUAACAAGUAACUCAGGUCAGGUCAUUUUUGUUUAUGCAGCCCAGAACAACCUUCAUAAAGAGAGCACAGGUGUCACUACCAAGCUAUGUUUUCACAUUUCCUCCGUGACUCAUCUCAGAGUGAUCUUAUAAAGGUUCAUGUGAUGACAUUAAUGUGAAAGGGUGCUUCACAUGUUACCUCAGUCUGAUAAAGAGCAAGUCUAAAUGUUACCGUGGUGAACUGAGCUGUCCUAAUUUUAGAGCCCAGCAGCGAGCCCUUAACUUUUAUCCAAAAACGACAUAUCUAAAUUUGUCUAAUUUGUACAACAUAUUGCAAUCUGUAUCUUUUAGACUUCUGUUGAAGAAAAGGGGUCUCCAUCCCUGAAAACCCCUUAAUAGUGAAGUGAAUCCUCCAAAAUAGCAACAAAGGAGGCCACAGGCAGAGGCUUUGUCUACAAAGCUGACCAACAAAGUCCAGCAUGAUUAUGGUGUUGCAAGUAUAGACACAUAUGCAGACAAUCGUAGAGGGCCACCUUCAAGUUGUCAAAAUUUUUGAUCCUUCUAUUAUUUUUAAAACCACAUGCUUUUAAAAAAUGUUCCCUCUUUUAUUUUUACGUUUGAUAGCUCGUAUACGCUGAAGCUUGGGAAAAGCACAGAUCUACAGUCAAAACUUCACGCUGCCACAAAUGAAAGAGAUAUAGAAAGCAAGCAGCGCUAAAGGAUCAGUGAGUGAUGGGAAAGGAAACCAAAUCAAAGAGGUUACUUUUUGACUGUUUCACAGCGGGCACACCGUAAAAAAACUUUCAAACACUUCCUCAUUAAAGGCAGAUGUUGUGCGUCUGCUGCUGAAAUCAUGUUCCUUCCUACCUGCUGUGUGUCUCUCUGCUCCACCCUCUGUCACUGCUAAGACACUGUCAGCUCUUCUCAAUCACAAGUCGGCAAAUGCUGAUGUUUAGUCAUGUUCCUUUUGCCGUCUCAAUUAGACUCACAUGUUAAGUUUAUAGCAUGUUAUGCUAUUUCAGACAAACAGACAGAGAGAGGAGGAGAGGGACAAGGAUAUCACCUCUUUAAAAGUAUCUUCCAAUGACUUUUAAACAACGUUUGUUGCAGGCUGAAAUACAACAAUAUAUGACUACCAAAUAUUCUUUUCAGUGGAAGUGUUUGAUUUCCUCUUUAAUAGCUUAUUCAAGUUCAAAAUUCUGGUAUAGUGACAAUUUUAGAUCACCCACAGAGGUCCUAUCAUGUCCAAUAUAAACUGUCUGGUCUGUGAGGAUACUUUGUGUGCCUCUCGCUGUCUGCAUGCAGCAAGGCGGGGGAAAAUCUGAACCUUCAUUGUUACAUGAAAGUUGAAGACCUGAUGUGAAACCUAAAAUAGCUCUGUAAAGCUUCAGUCCAAUUAAAGGAAAAAAAAAACACCUGUGAGGGAGUGCAUUACCAUUUAACUGAACAGGACUUUUCUCCAAAGAGGACAUUUUGACAUUUAACAGCAGGCAUAGUUCAGCACUUUGAAUAAUAGUAUUAAUGAUGGCUGCAUGACUUCCAUUUGGCUGCAUCACUUUCAGAGUCCCGCUAUUGUUCGUUCUAGCUCACACUCACACUGUCAGGGCUCAUUGGGAACAAAGCUGGCAAUAAUGUUCAUAAUAAAGCUGCACUUGUACUUGAUCCUGACACGAGCCGAAACGUUUGUAGUUUGAGCCCAAAAAGUAAAGUAACCAAUAAUCUUCAAAAAAACUCAUAAUCUGGAAUAUUUUUUCUUUAAACUGAAAAUAUAACAAGUAAACAACAAAAUCUCGGUUUGAUUAUUUCAUGGGGAUUAUGCUUCAACUAUUUGUAUGUAUAACCUACUUCAUCCAGACGACUAGGGUACUUUCAGUCGGAUCGGAUUGCAAAUAGCGAACUAGAAAAUCCCACAAGACAUUUUGUUUUAAUCUAAAUCUUGUUAAACACUGCAGGGUCUUUUGAAAUUGCCUGAGACAUCUGAUGCCACCUUUUAUAUCAGCAAGGCACCAUAAAUAUCUUGUAAAAUAACCAGAAUGUUCAAACGGUGGCAGGGGAUUUUGUGCUCGUCAAGGAGCCUGUUGCUCACAGUGAGGGGUUUGCCCGUUGGCAUAUUCAGGGGCUUUACGAUUUUCAAAGCCUCACACAGGGAAGAUCAUUUGAAUCAUUCCUGAGUAUUCAUUUUAAUGGGCAUUCAAAAAACUGUGUUUUUGUUUUUGCUUCAUUUCCUGGCGUAAAAAAAAGAUUCAAAUAUAUAAAUAUUUUUGCAAAGGUUGCAAUUAAGACAUGCUCAUGAUACAGUGUGUGUUUUUUAUCUAAGAGAUAUCUCUGUAUUGACUUCUGGAUUUGUCUUAAUUUUCAGUUACUCCGACAUAAUCAUUGAACGAGAGGUCCUGAUGCAGAAAUACAUCCACCUCGUGCAGAUCGUGGAGACAGAAAAGGUGGCUGCCAAUCAACUGCGUACUCAGCUAGAAGAUCAGGACACAGAAAUCGAGAGGCUCAAAGCAGAGGUACAGCAUGCAUGUUUACGCACACAAACAAGCCCACGCACACACGCACACACGCACACACACACACACAAAGAGAACAGUCUUCAAGAUCUCCAUCAUAUCAAACCCAUUUUCCUGUCUUUUAUAGCCAGCUUAUUUUCAGCAAUAGCCGUUUAAUGUCUCUGCAUUUGCUGAAUGCCUCUUUUGUGUGGGCUUGAAAUUGCAUAACCACAGGAAACAAUGCACAUGUAUACUAAACAGGAUGGGUAAAACAAAAGCAUUUAAAUGUGUGUGUUUCAUGUAACGCAACAGACAAAGGCCUGUCACCAGCACAGGAAGAGUAAGUGAAGUUGUUGAUGACUCGAUUCUGCUUCUAAACCAGACUUUUACAUCCUCCAAAGGUCGUAACAUUUUUUAUUUUAUGAAACUCUGAAAUAAGUUUUAUUAAAAUGCCCUCAGUGCACAUGAGCAACACAAGUGUUGUGCAACUUAUUUAAUAACAGAGCAAUUUUAGAUGAUUUUAUAGACAGAAAAAUAGGAAACCUGGAAGGUUAUAAUCUUUAUCUAAUGUUGAAGUAUCUCAAAAGUAAUUUGAUCCAGAAUCAGAAAUAUUCUGUGGGGUGUUGCGCUGGCAAACAAAUAUAUUAAGAAUAUGUCCUUUCUUAUUCCCAGCCCAUAUUUUAAGACAUCAACGAGUGGUCCUGCCUUUAUAGUCAGGGCUGAGCAUGCUCAGUCUUCUCCUCACUGUCUGUGUAUACUCUUAUUUUCACCACAUGCAAAGCCCAUUCUACACCAUAGUUAUGAUUUUGUUGUAAAGAUUACUUUGGGGGCUUUUAAAACCCUCAUUUAGUAGAUAGUAGAACGGAUAGAUAGACAGUAACUGUGGAGAAAAGCUGUCACAAUGAGCAUUUUUGUCCUCAUUUUCCUCCCUGAACUACACAGUUUACUAAAAUAAUAAUAGUUUAAAGAUAUCCUGACAUACAUGUGUCUCAACACUGAAAUCCCAGUCAGUACUUAUUAGGUUAGACGUUUGGGAAGUUGAUAUAUUGAUGACAGUGUUGCAAUGUGACAAUUUGAUUUACAGAUGCUUGUGUCCACCGCGUCGUACAUCUGAAAGUCAGCAAAGAUUACAACACAAGCAAAGAUCUAGACAGAAGGAACCAACAUGAGCAGGACCACAAACUGCUUCAAGUCCAUAACUAUGCAUUUUUUAAAAAUUGUUUAUUUUGUAUUAUGAACCAUAACUACAUAUCAGAUAUGCUACCAUGGGUUGUUUACCUCAGUCUCUUUUUGCUGUCGUCUUCUUUGUUGCCACUUUUUAAUUGUCUUUUUCUGUCUUUUGUCAGUUCCUUAAACGGCACAAUAAUGCUGGAUCAUAGUGCAUUAUAUUCAAGUCAGGACAUAUAUUCACUGUGCUUGAGUUAAAUAAAAUCUUCAGAGUAUAUUAGAUUCGAGUAGAUUAGACAAACUUUAUUUAUCCUUUUGGGAAGGUUCCCUCAAGGGCAUCUUUAUUUAAAAUCCUUAGGCAGCUUGCUGACUGUUUCCAUCUUAUUCUUAAAAACUGUUUUCGCUGUCGGGCUGCUCAACUCUGAAAAAUCCACGGUACAUUAUGAUCCACUUAAGUGUCUUUUAUAAAUUAAUCUUCAUAGAAAAGAGUUAAUUUUUCACAUUUGUCAUUUUUAUUAUCUUGUAUAUGUUUGUUUCAAGCCAUUUCCCCAUGUUAUGCUCUUUAUGUCUUUCUGUAAUACGCAAACACAGGUAUGUUUUUCUUUUGUUUUGUAGGUUUCGGAAGACACACUGUUAUACUAAGAGUGUAAUGUGUUUAUUUUGUAGCAUCCUUAGAUUAUACACACAAACCUUUGCAUCAGUCACUCACUCUGUCGGUCAUGCCCACACAUCUCUCUGGUUACUCUUCAGCCAUGAAUCAUUAGAAAAUGAGCCCAUAAGAAAGACAUGUAAACCACACCUCUGUGAAGUAUAUGCAUUUACUUAUUUCCUCAUAAGUUGGAAAACCAAACGAACAGCUGGUAGAUGUUUAUGCUCAUCAAGUGCAACACCUUUCUGUUCUGCUGUCACAGCACGUUAAAUCAGACUCACGCACUAACGCACGUGCUAUGACUGACCCUGACAACACCGUUUAUCAGAGCCAGUUACUUGUGAGUAAUGUAAUGACAGAGUUAAAAUGUUAUCAGACAAUUAAUGUGUAACACCACACAGAUCAAUGAAAGAGGAGUUUGAGAGAAAAGGUUAAGAACUAAUUACACAUUUAAAGAAUAAGUAGAGGUUCAAAAAUGUUGUAAAUAAAGUUAUUAUUAUUGUUAUUAUUGUUUAAUGUAGUUUCCAAUCCAGUCUCGGCUCAUCAGUGUCAAUAAUCACUCACACAUAUUUUGCUUUUAUAGCCCAGUUCAAUCCUCAAAAAGAAGCAGCGCUGCUUUUAAUGGAUAAGCUUCUGAUACUGCUUUUCAUUCUCCCUCGGAGCAACAAGUGUGUGUGUAUUUGUAUGUGUGUGUGUUUGUGGGGGGGACUGCUCUCCUCUACACACUGUGAUUUUAUCUCAUUGGCAGAAUAUAGUGAGCCCUGUUGAUAAUGAAAAUGCAAACCAAAGGCAUUUUAUAUUAGGAAACAUCUGCCUGUGUAAUGAGGCUGCUCAUGAAAAAGGGAUUAGUCUUUGAGAGCCAGUGUGCAGUUGGUGAUCCAUCUCAUUAAAGCCAUACUCUUGUUUGUUUGUUUUUGUGUGUGUUGCUUUCUGUUGAUGAAUAAUUAAACCAACUAGCCACUGUAACUGUCAGCAGUUGGCAGACUGGCUCCUCUCCUCCUGCCGUUUGCAUGAUGCUGCAAGUGAAAACCAAAAUGAAGAUGAGAGUGUGGGGCUGAAAAUGGCUUUGGUUUCGCCUGUUAUGCUUUUUCUCCCUCUGGGAUAAAAUGUUGUUGUCAAGAGGCCUGAAGGUAAUAUAGUAAAAGAGCUGGCUGUAUUUCUUCACAGAGGAUGUUGCUGCCAAGGAAAAGCUUUUACCAGCUCUCUGCAUUUGACAUCAGUCAUCUUUGUUGUUUAGAGAGAAGUGGUCAUAUCUAUUAUUAGGUUUACAAUGUGAAAUGUGAUUUUUUUUUUCCACAGCCUAAGAACUCUGAAGUUUGGCAUGUACCCACCUUUGUAAUGUCUCUUAUGUCCUCAUCAGGUUUUCAAUCUGAAAGAUCGCUUUAACUUUUUUGUGGGUAUCUGGCUCGUUUUACCAGCAGGGAAUCUUAAAGUCUGACGUCUAGUCUGACUCUGCUGUUUGAAAAGAGUAUUUCAUCGCUGCGAAAUGAUACAAGAGCUGUCAUACAUAACAGGUUUUACCUCUGAUUUGUCACGGAUUGAUUUCUGCUAGAAAUAGAGUAGACUCUGCUGCAGAGGGUUAUAUCAGUGCGUCCUGUCCUCUACAAUGCACUUGAGGUGUUCAGGCACAUACACGCCUAAUUUCAUUUGCUAACUGUCACCUGCUGAUAACAUAGCCCUCCCCCCUCCUGUCAGCCUCUCUUUCUGAAUGAGCACAUCAUAUUGUCAAAGGUGAGGAAGUCUGAUGUGUAUCGGCUCCUAACACACCAACGGUUCACUGCAGAUACAAUGCAUGACUAUCACUGAGACAGUAUUCAAAUAAAUGACUGAUUGUCCCUUUAGGAAUACAUUAUAUCCUCAUUAUUUUAUUGCUUUCUGCUUGAUCUAAACAGACCAUUUUAUUUAAGAGGAUUUAAUCCGAUAAAAUGUUCUUUUCCUUACUAACUUUGUGUUUAUUAUGUGUGUCUGAAUGUCUCUUUGAAGAUUGUAGCCCUGAACAAAACUAAGGAGCGAAUGCGGCCUUACCACGUCCACCAUGAAAAUGAAGACCCAGAUAUCAAGAAGAUCAAAAAGGUAAACAUUUUUCCAGCAGAACUGUGUUUUCUCUGCUUUCCAUCUGCGUUGUGUAUCGACAUGUUUAAUUCACAGUGUGUGUGUGUGUUUUAUGCGUACAUGUGUGUGUAAGCCUCCUUGCUUGUUUCCCCUCAGGUGCAGAGCUUCAUGCGAGGCUGGCUCUGUCGGAGGAAGUGGAAGAUCAUCGUUCAGGACUACAUCUGCUCCCCUCACGCUGAGAGCAUGAGGAAGAGGAACCAGAUUGUCUUCAACAUGGUGGAGGCAGAGACAGAGUAUGUAAAUAUAUUGUGCCCACACUAACAUCAUAUACUGUAAAGCCUUGCUCUGCAGGAUAAGAAUCUAAAUUACAGUAGAUAAGGCUCACGAAAGGAUACUCUCACUGCUGUGCGCUACUGUGGACACAGGGUUUUGUGAUGUGAUAACUAAAGCUGUAAGAAGAUUAAUUAGACACCCCCUCAAGAGAUGGAUGUUGCCGACCGCUUGCUUUUUUAGUUAUACCAACUUUAGUAACAACCGCACGAUAGCAAUACACAGCAGUCUGAGGAGCCACACAGAAACAGCUCAAGGAAGAACAUUAAUGAUCAUUUUUUAUCAUUUCCUUGAAGCAAUAAUCAUCAUAUUAAUCAUUUUGCACUGCAGACACGGUAGUUCUUCUGCCUUAGCGUCUUAGUCUGAUUGCAUUUCCAUGAAGAAAUUAUCAUAAAUGUUCUUCCUUGAGCUGCGUCACCCCACUGCAAUCCGUAAUGGACUAGUCUGAGCUCUCCCUACAAAUAAGCAAUGAUGGAAGAGAGUAGGUGAGUUGUGUUUAGUCUCUUUGCUGAAGAAAUUAGGCAAAGUUAAAAAGAUGUUUGGUGGCUAGUUCAAUAGAUAGAUAGAUAGAUAGAUAGAUAGAUAGAUAGAUAGAUAGAUAGAUAGAUAGAUAGAUAGAUAGAUAGAUAGAUAGAUAGAUAGAUAGAUAGAUAGAUAGAUAGAUAGAUAGAUAGAUAGAUAGAUAGAUAGAUAGAUAGAUAGACUUAAUUGAUCCCAAACUGGCGCAUGGCUUUGUGUAUUGCUAUCCUGCUGUCGUUACUAAAGUUGGUAUAACUACAGAAGCAAGCGGUCCACAACAUUCAUCUCUCGACGGGGUGUCUAACUCGGUGUUACAGUGUGUUUGACCCUAAAUUAAUUUUACGCCGGAAUAUCCCUUUAAACAUGAAAAAAGAUGCUACCUUGAGCUAAAUGAUUCUGUCAAAAAGCAGUACACUUGACUUUAUAUCUGUGCUUGUGAUAUUUGAGAAAUUCAGAGCUGACUCUUGGGAUGCAGCGUGGCGUUAUGUUUCAGAAAAGACUGCUCUGUAUUUCUGUGCCUAUGAUCACGCUCAUGUUUGAUGGCAGGUACGUGCACCAGCUCUACAUCCUGGUGAACUGUUUCCUCAGACCCUUGAGGAUGGCUGCCAGCUCCAAAAAACCUCCAAUCAGCCACGACGACGUCAGCAGCAUCUUCCUCAACAGGUGCUUACGUCUGUGUCAAUGUGCUCAUGCAGGAUUAACUGACAUUUGUCAACCAGAUCCUUCCUUUUAGAGGGCGCCAUUCAAGGCUUAUUUAUGCAGGGGGCGGGGGCAGAGACACACACGGGUGAUUUAAGGAAAAAUAAAUAAACCUCUUUUGUCAUUUGUUUUAACACUGUGUUUACGAUGUGCUUUCAGUGAGACCAUUAUGUUCCUGCAUGAGAUCUUCCAUCAAGGCUUGAAGGCGAGGAUAGCCAACUGGCCAACUUUGGUGCUGGGUAAGCCGUUACCUAACCACACACACAGAUAAAAGUUGUGUGUGCGUAUGCUCUGCAGCCACUCAGUGAAAUCAAGGUCAUGUUUUCAGUCAUCCUCUACUUCCACUCAUUCAAACCUCAGUCUUGACGUCUCACUGUCCCGUUCACACACAUGCACGUUCACUCACAUACACACACAGACUCAUUUCCCUAUCUCAGUCUGCACUGAGCAUACUCAUUGUCUUGACAGACAAUGACCACACAGAGCAGAAGGCCUCCCACAAAUCCCCCUCCUAAAACAGAAACCUCCUCGGCAGAUAAGCAUCACCUAGGAAACAGACUGCUGAAAGACACGACAGCAAAUUACUUGUGACAAAUUCAAAUAAAAAAGGAUUGACUGAUUAGACGUCAUCCUUAUCUGUGUCUCUGCUUCAGGCUGAUGCUGAAUGUAGACUUUCCUCCAACGAUAUGCUUUGUAGCAGAUCAGCUCUCAGCGCCACAUGCUUUCCACCCUAAACAAACUAUGACUGACCAUCUGUGACCUGUCUGUGGUCAACAAAUUUGCUUUUUCUUUCCUGGUAAGAGAAACUAAAAUAUCACGUCAAAACAGGGGAGAACAGGGAACAUCUGCAUUUAAUUUUUAAAUGAGGUUAUACUCUGUCUUUGAGCUGAUGUUUUCUUGUAUUAAAGGCUAAGAUGAUGUCUAGAAAGAGGCAGUUUGAUCACUAAACAAGCGAUACCACACACAGUGAUUCAAGCUGGAUUUAAAGAACUAGCUGUGAGACUUCUAAAAUGAUCAGUCUUUCCCUCCUGUGUACGCAUUAAUGAAAAUAUACUUACGUCAGUUCGAUCAUUAAUUCUUGUCUUUGCUUUUAUCACUAGGAAAGUAUAGCUAUAAGUAACUUUCCAAUGAAAGUUAAACUGGAAAAGCACUCAGAGAGCGCAGACCUCCGCCAAGCAGCUCAUGUCCCCCCUUAUAUUGUGAUUCACACCAAAACUUUUACUGUUACGUGUCUUUUAUUAACUUUUAUUUGUGUUUAAACUGGUAUGUUCACUGUUCAUAAUGUUCCUAAAACAAGAAAUGCCCUGACCUGGGUUCGAACCCAGGACCUUCUUGCUGUGAGGCGACAGUGCUAACCACUACACCACUGUGCCACCCAUCUACACCACUGUGCCGCCCAUUGGUUAUCUUUCAGCAUUGAAAAUUCCAAUGACACCCUUAUUUUUGUGUGUUCUGGAUCACAGUAUCCAGAAUUUUGUCUGGAUCAGGAUCAACCUUUGACACCUCAUAAAACUCAUUGAGAUCCUUUUGUGUAAUUUUUUACUAAAGACUCUGGUCAUUUUUACAGAGUUAAAUGCAAAAAUUCCCAAAUUUGCCCUAUCUCACGAUGAUAAAGAAUCCUUCAAAAAAUUCCUGGAUCCAGAAGGCGAUCCGGAUCACCACCAAAAUGUAAUGGGAUCCUCCUGGGGCUGAGACGCACCUCUGGUGAAAAUUUCAGGUCAAUCCGUCUGUAACUUUCUCCGUAAAGUUGUUCACAGACAAACAAACAAACAAACAAACAAAAAAACAAACAAACAAACAAACAAACAAACAAACAAACAAACAAACAAACAAACAAACAAACUCCUUGGCGGAGGUAAAAAUACAACAGCAAGAAUCGACCUGAAAAUACCAGGCUGCAGUUAAAACCAAUGUGAGUUGGAUUGAAGUUGCUUUGAAAAAAAGCUGAUUACUUUUAACUCUCGUUAAUCGAUCGUCAUGACAAUAAUAUUCUUGAACGUUUAUAUUUGAGUAGACCUGUGCUAAACGUCAGCCUCUGAAUGAGAAUAAACAGUGGUGCUCUAGCCCAUGGCUUACUGGUGUUGGUGAUAUUCAUGAGAAAAAUGAUAAGCAAUUCAUCACAUUGUUUUUUUUGACAUGACUCAGCAGUUAAUCUCUACCAGCAUGACAGUCUUUAAUCUACAUGUUUGCAGAAGAACUUUUGUCGUGUUUGCUAACUUUGAGAGAGAAAACAGUUACAGCCGAAGUCCAAAGACAUACCUGCAGUUACUGCUGAUCACAAUCAUUCUCUGUAAUUGCAUUUUAAGUCCUACUGGAAGUACAAGAGCUUGUGUAACAUCCUGUGACAGAUAAGGACAAAACUGGGACUCAGGUGCUGAGAAGAAAGCAAGACACAAACUGCAGAACAGGGAAAGGUUCUUUAUUCAACAGCUCCACACAGGAAGUCAGCCAGCGAACAAAGAUAAUUUCAGCAAGGGCAAAUAAAAAAAAACACCAAAUUUAAGAAGCUGGAGAGCAUAAACAUACUGGUGAAACAAUACAAAACACACUAAAUGUCAUUACAGUUUUAGCAUAAUACAACAACAUCAAAUGUAUGUAACUGUAAUUAAACUGUAAAUCCAGAAUCUGGUAUUAGCGUCUAGAAAAGGCAUUCGUGGAAUUGACAUCAGAUGCUGAUCACUUUUUUUAAUCACAAAUCCAACAAGGGCUUUAAAUUUACACGAUUAAACUGCUUUGUUGUUCUUCAAAUGUUCAAAUGAAACCAAACAUCUUUUUAUUCCUUUUUUUUCUCCUGUGUUUUCGUUUUAGCUGACCUGUUUGACAUCCUGCUGCCCAUGUUAAACAUCUACCAGGAGUUUGUGCGAAACCAUCAGUACAGCCUGCAAGUUUUAGCAAACUGUAAGCAGAACAGAGACUUUGACAAGCUGCUGAAACAGUACGAGUCAAACGCCGCCUGUGAGGGGAGGAUGCUCGAGACCUUCCUCACAUACCCCAUGUUCCAGGUACAUCAUGAACACCAUGAUCCACUUAUUUGUGUACGUUAUUUCCUAAUGUAAUUCGAUCUUUAUGUAUACAUUUUAUUCUCCUUCAAGAUCCCUCGCUACAUCAUCACCUUACACGAGUUACUAGCACACACUCCUCAUGAGCAUGUGGAGCGCAAGAGUCUUGAAUUUGCCAAGUCCAAACUAGAAGAACUGUCCAGGUAAAGCCGUCUGAAUGACCAUCUUUCCAGACAACAUUUUGACACCAGAUUGUGGACUAACUUACAUGUUUGUGUGUUUUUAGAGUAAUGCAUGAUGAAGUGAGCGACACAGAGAAUAUCCGGAAGAACCUGGCCAUAGAGAGGAUGAUCGUGGAGGGCUGUGACAUCCUGCUUGACACAAGCCAAACGUUCGUCAGGCAGGGUGAGUCUGCAUCAUCACCUCGCUGCACUUCUCACUGUAAAGCGUUGGAUGAUUUGGUCUGACAGUAAGACCCUUUAGCCUCUCAACUUUAGAUCUGAGAGCACUGACAUGGUACCUUAGCGGGGCUCAGUCUCUGAAUCAUGACUUUAGCUUUAAAGAUUUGGCUUUCUCUGAACUUUCCAGGAAAAAAGUUGUUUUACAAAUCAGCAGAACUUCUUAAAGGUUUAUGAUAGAACAUUAUUUUCACAAGGAACUUUUGGAUUUCUGUCCAGCCAUUUGCCAUUAUUUUUUAACAUUUAUCAGACUGGUUAGUCCAUUGACAUAUCAGUAAUUUUACCUCUAAUGUUAGACAGCAAAAAUAGUUCCUGGUGGAUUGCUUGAGUUGUUUUAAGCCUUUUUAUUUCAAUAAAUCACAAAAAUGUCAGCAUUUGUUGCACCCAAAAGAAGUUGCUGUUUGGUAGAGAAGGAUACACUUCCAAGUUUUGAUGAAAUUCGGCUUCUUUUGGCUGACUUUCAAUGCCACUCAUUGUCAAAUAUUUGACAAAUAUAUUUCAUAUAAAGCAAAGAGAAGCUUUAAAACCCCAACAGGUUGUGAUUCUGCUGCAGUGGAGACGAAUAUAUUGGCUGCGAUCACUUGUAUAAGCCAAGGACUAAACGUGGUGUCAUGGCAACAGAAACAGCAGUCUUCCUGAUCCAACAAAACAAAGUCAUUCUUGAUUACCUGUAUCUAGAAUCUACCUCCUUGAAUACCCAGUUUCGUCGGCUGUUCUUAAAAAGAGUUGAUAGGGGAGACACAGUCCUCCAAAGGCUCUGAUCCAAGUCGUGCAAAUUCUUGAAUGAUGCAGAUUUGUUUUGGAGCGAGACUGUGGACCCAUAUCUGUUCCAGUUGGUACAGUGUGCAAACUCCAAAAAUGAUAUCUGAUCUCAUGGACUCAAAGAGCAGUUUUCCAUUUAAGGCUGAACAAAAGUGACACAGUGUGUAGGGCUGCAAACUAGCUGCUUUAGGAGUGCAGAGGAGAGCAUGCUGUGAAGUUUGUCAAGCUGUUGAGUCAGAGGUCAGGAGAUGUGGCUGUCAUUAGCUCUGACGGAACCUUUCUUCUUUUAAUCACUUGAGUUUUUGUCAUUUUACCUGCCCAUGUCGUGAUCUCUGUCUUCUCAGUCUCUGUCAGGUGCUCAUACUAAAUACAGGAAUAGCUCUGACAUGUUGCCUUACUGCAUGUGCAUUUGUUUAACUACAGACACUGAGUGAACUCAGCCCUCAGCUUAGUGUCAGCUUAAUGAGAUGAAAUGUAAUCCUGGUCCCGUCCUGUCCCUCACACAGGCUCUCUGAUCCAGCUGCCGUCAGUCGAGCGAGGGAAGCUGAGUAAAGUUCGUCUGGGCUCACUCUCUCUUAAGAAGGAAGGGGAGAGGCAGUGCUUCCUCUUCACUAAACACUUCCUUGUGUGCACACGCAGUUCUGGGGGAAAACUGCACCUGCUUAAGGUGAGAAUACCACUUUUUUUUUUGAUUGAUUACAAAUUCAGCUUAUAUGUACAACAUCCCUCAAUAUCAUCACAUCAAGAUAACUAUCAUUGUCGUAGAACAGAGGUGGGCAAUCAUGUGCCAUGGAGGGCCAAGAGGCUGCAGGUUUUCCUUCCAACCCAAAACUCCACCAGGUGAUUUCACUGAUUAGUCCCUGCUCUCUGCUUGGAGGUAAGGUAAUCAGUGAAAUCACCUGGUGGAGUUUUGGGUUGGAAGGAAAACCUGCAGCCUCUCGGCCCUCCAUGGCACAUGAUUGCCCACACCUGUCGUAGAAUCACCAUUAGUCAAUAUUUCAGUAAAAUCUUAUAUAGAGUGACUAAAUACAUAGAUGUCAUCACUGACCAAAAUACCAUCACUGUCCAAGUAUAAGAGGUUUUCUCCUUGAAAUACACCUGAAAAAAGUGGGACUGUCUUAUAUUUAGGGUUUGAUAAUUAAAUACCAACAUCUGUUUACAACAGUGUAUGGGCAACUCUCAUCUAUUAAGAAAGUGUGUCCUUCAUGACUGUGGCCAACCACCACUCACUGCUACAGGGCCAUGGAGAUGAAAGACAGAGAUACUCAGUGAUUGUCAGGAAUAAAGUUGCAUAAAGUCAAAAGUGUUGACAGAGUUAAACAGUUGAUAUAGAGUUAUGAUAUACAUAUGGAGAUAAUGGAGAUCAAUGCAGCGAAGUACAUAGUGUCCAAAACUAUAAUGUCUGUAGACAGAGAGCAAACAAAGUCAGCCUUAGAUACAUGUGAGGAUGUUACUAAAAAUUUAUAAAACAACCAGACCCCUCAUUCAUCCAAAAGACUGCAGGUUAUUUAGAAUUUUAUUGUAUGGAAAAACUGAUACCAUCAGUAAUUUAUCAUAGACUGAUCACAUUUUAUUUCAUUUAAAUGUGAUAAUCUUACUGCUAAUUAUUUUGUAAACAUUGUUUACAAAGCAGGGCUGUCUGCAAACUUCGUGCAUUGAUAGGUUUCAGAUGCACACAGUAGUUAGGAUUUCCCCCAUAUGAAGGGGAGAGCUUUUACAGCCCAUUUCAGCAUUGACAAGUGUUUUGAUAAGGGACAGUAUUUUCCAGUGUUUCUAUUUUUUUUUUAAUGUGAUUCUGGUAUUAUGGCUAUGAUGUAGUGAUAUUGUUUCUUAGUUAGUGGAGUGCAUCAGAGAAGACGUUCAAUCGUUUGCCCAAUAUGGACUGAGAAACUGUUUCGGAAAAUAAUGUCAUUUCUAAACUUGAGUAAAAAUGCAAUUAAUCCCAAUGAACUCUUGAAAUUCUGUGAUUAAUUGCAAUUAAAGAAUAUUUGACAGCCUUGUUAAAAAGUAAUGGAAACAAUACCCUCAUUGGUUUUAUCAAUGUUUUUGUUGAAACAUUAUUUUAAUGAAAAUUCUUUUCUAUUUAAAUCAAGCUUCAAUCUUAAAUUAGUUCUCUAACAAUUAACAGCUUCGCUAUGAUCAACACAAGGAAGGUACCCCUAGGGUCUGCAGGAGCAGGGGUGGAAGAUGACUCACUGGCAGAUUACACAGUCACAGUCCAUAGAACGGACAGGAUUAUACAUUGGAUGAGUGAUUCAGUGGCGGAAAGGGGCAUGGACCUGUCCUCCGGGGCUGAACUCCAGAUAACAGGACUAUGAGUGGUAUGAAUGCUUCAGUGGAGGACAGGGAUGAGAUUAUGAAAGGAAGGAAGCCCCAGACUUGUCCUGGUGGUUAGCAGAAAGUAACAAUCAAGGGUCUCAGGACACAUCAGGGCAAGAGGGAAAAAGGAAAUGCAGAGUCACUGCAUUGACCUUAACUUCUUGAGAAGUCUGUCGUGUCAGUCAGUCAAAGGCCAGCAACAGGUAGAAAACCACAGUUUGUAGGAUAUCACCGACCAUGUCACUGAGGGGUAUGGCGCUGUAGGGGUGGAUAUGGAUGGGACUAAGGCCAGCCUGUCAGCCUGGUAUAGGACCUGUGGGUAAAUUGGUCUUCUUGUAUUUGAAACAAGUAUGGUCAUUUUAUUGAUCUUGUAUUUUAUUGCAAGUUGUUAAUAUUUGCUGUCAAAUUCUUGCAGCAAGGUGGAGUUUUGUCCCUGAUUGACUGCACCCUCAUAGAGGAACCGGAUGCCAGUGAUGAGGAGUGUAAGUUCACUACGUCUGUGAGUCAGUGUUUCUCAGUGUUUGGUCAUUUAUUAGACAGCUCUCAUUGGUUCAUUUGAGCUCCUCAGCACUCAUGGAGGUUAAUUAGGUGUCAGAUGAUAAGUGUCCAGAAAUUACUGCCCUUUAAAUAUCAGAUGCUCACCCUUUUAAAUGUCGGGGUUUGAUCUUUUGACAUUACCGGUCCAUUAUUUGUUUUUCCUAAGGAUUCAUUUUGCAAGUACGGAGACUGAUGGAGCAGACACAGACACACACGCAGUGAAAAAACACAUACAUGUGCACACAUCUUCAAAACACAAUCAACAGCUUAAGCCUCCGGGGAGCGAAGAAUUAAGAUAGCAGGUCCACAUCAUUAAUUCUUAGUGUGUUUGCAUUUUGUGUGUGUGUGUGCGUGCACUUUUUUACUAUCAUGAAGAAGAUUGCAUGAUUGUAAAUAGCACUUCAUUUUUCUUCAUCACACAGCUAAAGCAGGCGGUCAAGUAUUUGGCCAGCUGGACUUCAAACUGGUCGUGGAGCCGUCAGACUCUCCCUCAUUCACAGUCGUGUUACUGGCGCCAUCUCGUCAGGAGAAGGCAGCGUGGACGAGUGAUAUUAGUCAGGUAAUACAGCAAGAUACACAAACACACACCUAGACAAACACUGAAUAACAAGAGCCUGCAAAUAUCAAGAGCACAUAUCCUCCGGGUAUAGAGAAGCUUAGUGAUAAGUAAACACAGACACGGGCGCAGUUCCCCUGAGGUGUGAGCAGCUCACUGUCUUAGUGCUUUACAAACACAGUUGCACAAUACAAGUAUGUCACGCUGAAUUAAUUUUUAAUCAGAUAAUUAAACAACAUGAACAGUUAUCAAUGGCUGCAGUUUUCCCUGAGAAUGGACUUCCAGACUCAAAUCACAGCAUGAUUAAACUUGACAAAGAGCAAACAAGAGACUGUUCCACUGAGGGAAAUAAACACCCAACAUUUCAUAAAAUCAAACACCAUUCAGCAAUAAGACAUUUGGUGAACACUUUAUUUGACACCUAUUUCUGUAACGCAUUAUAAAUAUAUGUAUAAUGCGUUAUAAUCACGUUAUAGCACUGUAUAACUAAAGUUAUAAACACUCGUAAAUGAUCAUAAUGCUUUAUAGCAACAAUCAUUAAACAUUAUAAAGCAUUUUAUCAUGACGUACAAGGUCAGGUUUUAUAAUGUGUUAUAACUGUUAACAACUCACUGACAAUGCCCACAUAGAUAAUGCAAUAAAACUGUUGUUAACAGUUAUACCACAUUAUAAAACCUGACCUUGUAAGUCAUGAUCAAAUGCUUUAUAAUGUGUUAUGAUUAUUUCUAUAAAGCAUUAUGAUCAUUUAUAAGUGUUUAUAACUAUAGUUAGACAAUGCUAUAACGUCAUUAUAAUACAUUAUACAUACAUUUAUAAUGUGUUAUAGAGAUAGGCAUCAAAUAAAGAGUUACAGACAUCUGCUAUCAGUGCUCAAGUCGUCUUAGAUCCUGUUUUCAUGAUCUUCUAUACUGUAAAAAUGCCACAAAUGACAAAACAUGCCUACUUUAGAAGUACCUCAUUAGAUAUGUAAAAUUUUCUCUUUUCCUCCUCUCAAAUUGGUGCUCUUUUACAUUGUUCUCUCAUUUCUUCUCUUUGUCCCUGUAGUGUAUUGAUAAUAUCCGCUGUAAUGGGUUGAUGACCAGCGUCUUUGAGGAGAACUCGAAGGUCACCGUGCCUCACAUGAUCAAGUAAGUAUGUUUGUGUUUGUGGAGGAAAAAAAAAACACCUCUUCAUGCCAGUUUUGCUAAAGUGUAAAAUGUAUCUUAGAUGUGUUGAUGUAUGGUACAUAGUUUAGGCUGUUUGUUAUGUAUUUUGCUCCUUUGUAUUAAUUUAAGCUGUUGCUGAAAUCUGCCCCAAAAUAUUCUUUGGUAUCCGUUUCUUAUUUUCAACUUUGAAACAUAUUAAUUAUUUUAUUCAUUUCUCUCUUGCUUUUUUUGUGCAUUUUUGCUGAGCUACUUUCACAAUUUUUUCCUUUUCAUAAUUCUUUUCACCCAUGCUUGGUUAUGUGUGUGUGUUUGUAUGUGUGUACUUGUAUAUUCAUCAGAUCCGAUGUGCGUCUCCAUAAAGAUGAUGUUGACAUUUGCUUCAGCAAGACGCUCAACUCCUGCAAGGUCCCCCAGAUCCGCUACGCCAGCGUGGAGCGGCUGCUGGAGAGGCUGACCGACUUGCGCUUCCUCUCCAUUGACUUCCUCAACACCUUCCUGCACACAUACAGGAUCUUCACCACGGCAACGGUUGUUAUGGACAAACUGGCUGACAUCUACAAGAAGCCUUUCUCCUCUAUACCUAUCAGGUCAUCACACAAAGAACACUCGAACAUGCUUUACAUCCACUCACACAGAAUAGGAGUAGAUGCAGACAAAUUCACUCCUCUUUUAUCAUCUGUCUGUAUUUGUGUUUGUAUGAGAGUGUGAAAAUUUGAAGGAUGUGUAUGUGUGUUAAAUGAGUGUACUCUCAGUGUUUUAUAAGCCUCCCCCUCAUUCUGUGAAUGAUGUAGUCCACUGUGGGUCAGUUUUUUGGACUCAGCAUGCAGCUCCCACAUCUGUCCACAAGGUUGAAUACAUUCUGGCUGAAACACACAAAAGUUCUUGUGUUGGGACCGACAGAACAGAUGCUUCAACAAGCAAAGUUUUUGGCACAGCUGUAGGAACAUGUUUGUCAGAUGAGAAGUUAUCUCUUUUUUAUCAUGCUCUCUUUAAGUGCAACUCUGACUAAAACAAAACUGUGUCCUGUUUUUAUUUAUCUAUUUUAUAACAUUGCCUCUUAAGCCGAAAACAUACAGGAUCCGCAUUGAGUGCGUUCCGUCAGCGUCGCGUAUCUGCUGCGUUGAGCAGAGCUGUCUAUCGCAUAUUUGGAGCGUAGCAGCAGCGUAGUGCAGCCCCGGUCACCUGGGUUCAGUAUAGAGGAAACAACAUGCACACAACAGGUUGUUUUGCAUUUCUGUGGUCUAUUUUCUGCUAAUUUGGAUAUAAUUCAGUGACUGUUGAGCUUUUACUAUAUGCGUCUGCCUCCUUGCUGAGUGAAGCCACUCCGAGAACAGCACCCUCUGUUGAUGGGCUGCAGUAUAGGUCAUAAAUCCCGCCUCCACCAGCAAAGAUUAUGGAGCUGUGGACAAACUUUAGAAAUUUAUUACACAGAACAUAAUUUUGUGCUCAAGUCCUCCUUUUUCUGUGAAGCUCCGUUUUUAAAAGUUUUUAGAGGGUUCAUGUUUGCUAUGAUUGACACCGGAUACAGCCUAUGGGCGUUCAGGGAUUGAGUAGCUCCCCCGGGGGAUACGUUCAGAGCAUAGACUGUAUAUAAGAUGGACAACCUGGUUCCGCCUUCUGCCUGUAUACGGAUUUGAAGCCAAGAUUUAAAAGCUCUCGGUAAUUCCGGGUUUUUCUCCACUUCCUUGAAACCAGAGCUGCGCAGUAGCGAUGCGCGCAUUCGGCCGCGCAGUCGCCGAGAGUCCCUGUGAUGACGCUCGGCUCAAACAGUGUAUCCCCCCGGGUGAUACACCCCCGGAUUGUUUAAUCCACUGCUCUGGAUACGUUGUUUGAGCUGAGGGUCAUCACAGUGACUCUCUGCAACUGCGCGGCCGAAUGCGCACAACGCUACUGCACAGCGCUGGUUACAGGAAAUGAAGAAAAAUCCCGGAAAUAUCGAGAGCUUUUUGGCUUCAAAUCCGUAUACAGGCAGGAGGCGGAACCAAGUUGUCCAUAGUAUAUACAGUCUAUGCUUCUGAUACAGAGCUGCAGUGGAGCUGAUACGUGUCCUGUAUGCGAUGCUGCAUUCAUUUGAAUGGCAACCUAUUUGCUAUGUGAUUCGCAACGCUUACAGAACGCGCUCAAUACGGAUCCUGUAUGUUUUAGCCUUUAGCCCCCAGAAAGUUCUCUGAUAGCAAAGAACGGGUUAGUAUGUAAAGUUCAGGUUUACAGGAAUAAAAAGAGGCGUGAUUGUGACCAUAGGAAGAGUAGUGUUGUGUUGUGCUGCAUUCAAAGUAUCUCAAAAUUCUAUUUAGAAAGAUUUGUUUCAAAAAUCUACUUGUUUUUUAGUUUCUCCUGGAGUGACCAGGUGCCCAAAUUUUCAACUUUGCUGGUGCCUGUUGUCUGUCUAUGUGACUGUUAUAAAAAAAAAAAAACACAGAAACAAAGACAGCUCACUGUAAUUUUUUUUCACUGUUGUUUUCUUUCCUUUGGCCACUUGUCAAUCUAAGAGACUGGUAUUAUGCUUCUCUUCCGCUGAAACGCUGCUCCCCUCUUUAUCAUCAAACACACCUUUCCUCUUUCAAGACAUUCAUUCAUCAUCCUUUGAUCAUUUUCCCUUAAACCAUCUCCCUCUGUUUCACAUCUUGCAUUUUCAUGUCCUAACAAUCCUCCAUUUAAUCAUUUUUGUGUUUUCCAUCCUGCUGUGGUCUUCAAUUACAGGGCGCAGUAUCACUCAUUUGACCGUCUGUCCUUCUCAUCCAUCUGUCCUGACUACAGUUUGAAGAUCAAGAAGAUAGCCAUGGAUCAGUCUAAGUAACCAGCUCCUCUCUCUCUCUCUCUCUCUCUCUCUUCCUCUCUCUGAACUUUUCCUGCCUGUGCCCCAUUGCCUCUGGUCUUGGUCUGACACUCAGCUGAUGCUAGAUUUCCCCCUCUUCUACUUUCUUCUACCCUCUACAUUGAAUCUAUCUACGAAUAUGAAUGAAAACUCUCAGCGAUUUUCUGGUUGAUGCUGUAAAAAAUUGGAUGUUUUUCUGCUCUGUAACCACAUAAAUCCAUUUCUCUCCUUUCCUUUCUAGUGCUUUUAAAAUACUUCUCUGUAGCAUCUUCCACUGCUUGCCUCCUUUUUUCUACUUUUGCCUCAAGUUCUUCUCUGCUUUUCAAGAAUCUUUCCUUCCUCUUUUCAUUUCUCUCCUCCUUCUUUUUAACUGGGAUGCAUUUUGUUCUUCUAUUUCCUACUGAAUUUGAGGCUUGUGUGGAUAAAUGCUGGCUGUGUGUAUCUGUGCAUGAGAACUCCUUCCUAGGCAUAGCUCUUUACACACGACUCUGAGCAGUGUUGUCACAAAAACAAUAAGCUUAUUGCUCAUAGAUUCGAACUUUUACACUUUAAGCAUUAAGCACUGAAGCUUUAACUUGGAGAAAAGUACUCUUAUCUUUUGAGCUGAGGUCCUUUUAUUGGUAACGAUUCUUCAGCAUUAAGCAUUUUAUUAGGUAUAGAAGUCAUCCCACUGAGCAAUAGAUGGCUAUUAGACAUCUACUAUUUUUUUGACCUAAUUUCAACCGUCUAGAUUCUGUAUAUUUUUAGACAGAAUUUAGACGUUGCACUUUAAGCCAUUAUUCAAUAACUAUUUAUUUCAAAAAGCAACUGGAAGUUGCAUAACUGAUCUCCAAGUACUUAACAAAAAUAAUUAUGAUAGCCGUUAAGCAAAAUACAGUGUAGUAUAGAUAUAGCCGGCUAGUCUAAACUUGGUUUAAAUCUGGACGUCUAAAAAAAGUUCAUUUUUAGACCUGUGGUAGCCUGAUUUUGGACCAGUCGUCUAGGCUACAUUUAGACGUCUAUUAGACCUCCUUUAGACCAAAAAAAUGCUCAGUGGGAUGUAUGUGACUCUGAGCUAAAGAGUUUCACAAACCUGAACUUGUACACAGUUUUUGAGCAGCUUUAGGUGAGCUUAGACACACUUUACACAUCAACACACACUUCUUAGGAGAGUGGAACAGAACGGUGACAAUAAGUCAAAGGUAAUCUGAUGAGAGCGUAACACCAAAAUCCACCUGACUUAUCCACAGAGUCAACCUACUUUAACCUAAUUCAACUUCUGACUGGAGGCACAAAACAGCGUCUCCUCUUGUUUAAGCAAAUAUUGUUGCAUAAACUUUCCAACAUGGUUGUACAGCGGUUAUUGAGCAAGAUGCAGAACAUACUCAGGUGGACUACCGCAGGGCUCAUAUGAAGACAAACAACCAGACACACGCACAAUCUCACUUACGAGCAAUUUAAAGUCACCUGUUAACCAAACAAGCAGAAAACAGUGACCACAGGUAGUCCAGAUCAUACAAACUCCCUGCCUUAGCCAGGAUUUGAGCAGGAUUUUGACCUUUACAGAGAUGCAACAGUGCUAAAACCUGCUGUAUCCAGCUUCUUAGAUGUGAAAUUGUUUAUAAUAUCUACCACCAUUGCUGUCUUCAUUGUAGUUUUGUACGUCUGUGCUGACCAGAGUUUCACUAUUGAGAAAAGAGCUUUAGAAGUAAGUAAAGUGAGUUAAACUGUGUUAUAAAGAGGCUAUAAAUCUAAAACGUUAAGCUUACAAUUGCUUUAGGGAAACCCCACAGUCUAUUUCAUAUGACAUAUAUCCACUUUAAACUUUGGACACUGUUCCUCUUAUGUGGAUGUAAACACUCUAAAAUUAAAGCUGAGAGUCAGCACGGUAACCUCAUCGAUGGUGUUCUUCAUGCAGGAGUACAAAUUUAAAACUGUGUCAGUGUCGUAAUACUUUCUGACUGCACUGUGUGUGCCCACUCAUUAUUAGUCACUGUGGAUAACAAUGUUAGCUAAAUGCCCCACAUGUAACUCUGAAUGCCUUUGGGUUUGCUAUGAAAUGUAAAUUCUUCCAUGUGAUGCUGUUUUCUGCUCUUACUCUGUUUUUAUCAUUUCUGAAUACACAGCAUGCAAUUUUGUUUUGAGUUCAGACUAAUUCAGAAACACUGUCUGACAACGUUCAUUUGAAAUUGAACCUUAACACUUUCAGGCAUGCAGUACAGAUCUUGAUGUGAGCUGCUGCAGCUUUAUAUUUUCUCUACAUCUUUCUCUCAUUUCCCCUGAAUACUCUUUUGCAUUUUAAAACUAUCCACUUAUUUUUCUGAAAUGUUACUUUUUUCCUCUUCUGCAGGUCUUUGGAGCUUUUCUUUGCCACCAAUCAGAACAACAGAGGUGGUGAACACAUGAAUGACAAAUCUCCUCGUCUCUGCCGCAAGUUCUCCUCUCCUCCUCCUCUGUCCAUCCCCUCCCGCACUUCCUCCCCUGUCCGAACAAGAAAGCUCUCCCUCCACUCCCCCAUCACUGGCAGGGUUGGAGGUCUGGACCUGACCAGUCCUCUGUCAAACUCCAGCACCAAUCCUAGCACUUCCCAGUCUGCUGCCAGCAGUCCGACUUCAGCCCACACUCCCCAAACCCCCACGCCUCAGACUCCGACUCCAACCACCUCCUCUCCUCCUCCUCCUCCCUCCUCUAUCUCUCCUCCACCCAGCAACUCUAAGCUACCACAAGAACAAGCUCCUCCCAUUCCCACCUCGCCGGACCAGAGUCCCUGCUCGACUGCUGAAGGGGAGGAGGUGCCCAAGAUCGACCCCUUCUGUGGCAAACUGAGACGCAGUAUCCGCAGAAGUAAGUCAUGGUUAACUCAGAUCAAAUGCAAACACAUUUAACCUGCUCAGAUCUGUUUGGUUCUAUGUUUCUGUUGACAUGUUCUGUUUCUGUUUUUGUCAGAUUUUUAGUACUUUGCCAUUCUGCGUUCGUUCUGCUAUUUUGAACAAUUUAAGGGGUCCACAUCAACUCCAAAUUAGAUUAGCGUAUUGUAGACACUUUAAAGGUUAAAACUUAUAAAAGGGUUUUGCACACAUCAAAGGGUGGGUCCCUGGUGGUGUGCCAAACAGGAAGUUCUUGUAAUAUCUUUUAAAUGUGUUCAAUAUGUUCUUAAUGUCACAGACAUGAUUGUGGCUCACUCCUGAACACUACUGUGUGCUGAUUUUCCAACUAGAUUCAAAGUGCAGCUCAUAUAGCACUCACUUGACUAUACAAUGUUCAAUCUGCUCCAGAUUUUAUAUCUCAGUCUGAACUCAUCUGCAUAAACAUUAUAGUCAUUGUGAUAGCGCCACAUAAUGGAAACAAGCAGCAUUAACUAUACCAAGUUCUUCUUUUCUUAUAUUUUCUUAUUACAGUCGUGGAUCAGUUUAAAAUCUGAACUGUUUGAAUGUUCACAGUACAGAUUAACAUUGGGUCAUACUCAGAGCCCCAUCUACAGGUAAAAGCAAGUGCUACACUGUCCUGUGUGCAUAAAAUAAAACAUGCUUACAGAUUUCCAACGCAACAGGCACGUGAAAAGUAAGAAAUUCUCAUAAAACGCCUCAAUCUUGUGUUUAAGAUCAGCAUGUAGAGCCUGAUCAGAGCACUGAACUCCAUGUGAAGAGCUGGAGGUCACUCAUCUAAUGACACAGUGUGAAGUGCUCCCUGUAAGAGCUGAACAGAUGCCUAGUGGGACAUCAUUAUCUCCUUGUAUUUGUGUGCCUGACUCAGCUAAGCCGUCUUCCCACCGCACAGACUCAGAUCUUCUAACAGUGGUACUAAACACCCCUCUCAGACUGAAGAGACAGAGAGACAGAGACAGAGAGAGAGAAAGAGAGAGAGAGAGAGAGAGCAUCAGGGCAUCUGAGGCAGCACAGGAGGACAAGUGACCCUAAUUAGCCACACACACACACAUGAAACCUGCAUGUGUGCAAAAAUGUGUGCAUGUGUGACAGCUGCUAACCGCUCAUGAGGAAGUAAAGAGGCAUUAGCACUUGUACCAGAAAGCCAUUCUCACCUCCUCCUCCACAUGCAGUCUCUCUUACACAUAAAGUAGAUAUAGAACUGUAUAUAGGUACAUACUUGUUGGUGUGGACCUAUAGAUGUAAAGCACUUACUUACCUUCCCGACAGUUCUUUUUUAUUUAGACGGCUAAGAUGAUAAUUCAGCAUGUUGGAGUGUUUUCUAGUUUGAGAUUAGUCUUUUAGUGUCUUGAUAAUUUGUCAGAAACACCUUAUUGGUUUCCACUUUAAAAAAACAGGGAGGCGAUGAUGAGAAAACUCCUAUAUAUAAAGGUGUAACAGCGUACAAGAUCUGCCUGAAUGGUUUAGUAUGUGUGAAAAUGGCUGUGAAACAUGCUAACCUUGACUUCACAGGUGCUGGUAGAAGUUUUUAGAGAGUGUGUCAGAGUUUCUGAGUAUGUGGGUUUUACUCAAGUGUCUAUUUUUCACACGAAUACCCUUAUUUGAUGUUUUUCUAUCGCUAACUGCUCCUGUCAAUCAACAUUGAAUUAGAAAAUAGGAAAAUGUUAAGUAAAUAAAAACAACCCUAAUCAUCUGCUGGUUUUAGUUUGGGAUCUCUGCAUGACUGUAACCUGAGUUAAACUCUUCUCUCCAGUUGAGCAGCAGCUGUAAAAACUGUCACCAUGACUGUAACCAUUACUGUCAUCGUCACUGUCGUUUUUGUUUUUCUCUUCCCUCUCCUGACUAGCUGUGCUGGAGUCUGUGUCACUGGAGAAAAUCAUCCCAGAGUCUCCUCAGACCAGUGAAGCUGGAGACAUGUCUCCAUGUCGCUCCCCGUCUACUCCUCGGCACCUCCGCUACAGACAACCCGGAGGUACCAGUGUGUGUGUUUGUUUGUGUGUGUGUGGAGUGGCUGUGACUCAGAUCUGUGUCACAAAGCCACAGCCAGAGGCCCUCACAGUGGGCAGUGCUGUGCCCACAGACUGGCCACUCUGACCUCUGGAGACUGACAUCUUAGGAACAAUGCAAAGCUGAAAUACAGCCAGAGCAGGGCGUAAAUGUCUCUGUGUGAGUGUGCGUGACUGUAUACUGGGAUAGUUUCCUCUAUGUGGGUCCAGUUUGAUAGACUCUCUUUAUCAGCAUCAUGGAUGGUUAUCAUUUCUCUGUGUGUCUGCAGGUCAGUCAGGUGAGAACUCCCGCUGCUCGGUCUCUCCUGCUUCAGCUUUUGCUAUUGCCACAGCAGCAGCAGGACAUGGUUCACCGCCAGGUACACACAUACACACAGAUAUAAAGAGACACAAACAGCUGCACAUUAUAGUAGAACACAUCAUUUGAAUACAUUGUUUUUUAUUUUUGAGGGUGAACACAGUUACCACGUCUAACGUCUAACCCAGGGGUGUCAAACUCAACCACAGCAAGGGCCAUAAUCUGGAUUUAGGUCUAACCUGAGGGCCAAACAGGGUCAACAUUUCACUAUAACUGUCAACCUCCUUUUCAAAAAAUAUGUAACAAAAACAGCAAUGAUUAUAAAUCGUUCGGAAAUUCAAAGAAGAUAAGUUUAAAGGAAAUCUGAGAUAGAAACAUUUUUUUUAUUUUUUAUUUUUUAUUCGAUUUUUAUAUAUUAGUUCAAAAGUUUAGAGCAUGAUGUUAGAAAUAUAAAAAUUAAUGGUUUUAAAGAGCAAAUACAUGAGGAGAAUGUUGAAAUCAGGUUUAAAAGGUGAAAAUAUGACUUAAAAUUUAGAAUUGGAAUCUAAAGUAUAAAAAUGUCUAAAUACUGAGUUGAACAAAAUCAAAGCAUCAAAUAAAAAAAUUAAAUCAUGUUUGACACGUAAUCUAAAAAAGCAAAAUUGAAAACAUGAAAUAAAACACCAAAUAUUUUUCCUCCACAUUCUUGACUAUUUAUCAAAUCUUUUUCACUCUUUAAUUUCCCAGAUUUUCGUUGUUUAUUAAGGACAUUUUAAAAAAUGGUGCUAAAGUUUACAUUAUUAUACUGGAGGAAAUCUGCAGACUUCAUAUUGCUGGGCCAGUAAUAAUAAUACAAAUAUGAUAUGAUCUUGUGGGCCAUAUAUAAUUGUUCCACGGGCCAGAUUUGGCCCCGGGACCUUGAGUUUGACACCUGUGCCUCUAUCUCUUCUCUCUCUUCUUCCUCUCUAAUGUUCCUGCAGUGUUUACUAACUCUGAAAGAACUUGUGAUAAAGAUUUCAUCAUCCGCCGCGCUGCAACUAACCGAGUCCUGAAUGUGCUGCGCCACUGGGUCUCCAAACAUUCGCAGGUCUGUCCACACCCACCACCGCCUGUUUGUGUCCGUGAGUGUGAGUGUGUGGUCUCUGAUUUCUGCUGAGGUGAUCAAGUCUGCGGUCUCAUUAAAGCAGGUGUCUGAAGCAUCUCCCUGCUCCGCUGCUCUUACUUGAACAUGUAAACAACAACACACACAAACACACCCACUACUGCUGCCGUGUCAAUUGGACACCCAGCUAAACCCGCUUCAGUCCACCUACCCACUCUUGUUCUUUACAGCCAGCAUUGUCUCCACUGAAUUGAUUAUCACAGUAAUUGCUUGACUCCCAGCUCGGAGGUCCAACUGCAUUGAUCUGUUUCACGAAUUCUUUCCAGUGUGACAAAAUGCUGUGAUGACAGCGUAGCUUUAGUCGGCUUAUUAAGACAGAGGCAAACACACAUACACAUUUGUCUACACACCAACUCACACCGUUCUUUGGGAGAGCUUGUUAAAACCUGUUUUUGAUCAAGAGUGAGGGCGAAAAAAGGAGGAAGUUUGAUCAAAUACAAGGACAAAAAAUUAUAUUUUAGCAUGAAUUUGGCACCCAAAAGACGAACAAACAAACAAAAAACUGCUGUCUUGAUAAGAAAGAACUAAAGCAACUUUGUGAUGUGGUUUUGUUUAAUUAUUAGUUUGACAACCAAAUUUUUCAAUAGAUCUUUAGAUAGAUUUUUUACAGCCUUUACUGCAGAUGUAAGCCAGUCACAGGACAAAAGAAAUGUGACUGUAAUGUAGCAGCUAAGUUACCCACACAAAAAGACAGUUUAACUUCAUAUAUGAUGUAUAAUAUAAAUUAAAAUCUGUCAAAUAUCGUAGUAAAAUCUGUCUAAUAAUGCAUCCAGUGUGUCUGCAAAAGAAAUAGGCACAUAAAAAUGUCACUUUACAUCUCUUAAUAAGUAAUCCAAAACCAAGACAGAAGACUCUUGACCGUCAUUAAGGGUAUGAUCAGUUUUCAACUUGUCUAAAGCUUUUGUUUCUCUGGUUAAGGUUUCAUUUCAAACUUUGGAUCAGAGUUCGAUUUUGUGGUGGAAGCUGGGGAAUCCAUAAAACUUGUCGUAAGUGUCAUGCAGAAAUUCAAAGGUGUUUUAUUUGUGUUCAGGACUUUGAGAUGAACGGGGACUUGAAGAUGUCGGUGAUCUGUCUUCUUGAGGAGGUGCUGAGAGACCCUGACCUCCUCCCCCAGGAGAGAAAAGCUACUGCCAACAUACUAAGGUAAACCCCAACAUGCCAUACCUGUGUUAUUCCACUUGAAUAUCCAUUCAACACUUAAUGCAUUGUUACCUUUUUCCCUUGAGACAGUGACAGUCUUAUUCUAGUUUGUCACAUUCUUUCUAUCUUUCAUUGGCUGCUGUUUUAUUUUCUGUUUUCUGUUCUUCUGUCCUACAUCAGUGCCCUUUCUCAGGAUGAGCAGGAUGACGCCCAGCUGAGGAUAGAGGACAUCUUACAGAUGGUGAGAAAACUGCAACACGUGCAAUCCUAUAUGAGCUUUAUGAUAAGUACUCAGAAACAUACUGAUCCAGGUAUUUACUGCUGUGUAGGGCCAGAUCACUUUAUGGUAGAGAGGAGAGAUGUUACUCUUUGGUGCAUGACAUAACCCUCCUGUUCCUGCAGACUGGCAGUGUGGUCAAGCAUUAAAUCUGAUACGAGGUGACCUGGUUUUACAGAGCCAGAGCCCCUGAAGUACUUGCAGAUUGCUCAGCACCGCCCACAAAUAUGUAUUCACUCUCUUUGUUAACUUCGACUCCCGGAGACGAAACCACUCAGAAACCAUCUGUGCUCAUCUUUAAUUGUCUAAAUUCAAUGAUCAAUAGGAAUCACAAACAUUCACAUUCAGUGUUUGUGUCUCUUCUCAAACACUUCUUGGUUCUAUUUUCAGGCCGACUGUCCAAAAGCUGAGUGUUUCGAGUCUCUCUCUGCGAUGGAGCUGGCCGAGCAGAUCACCCUGCUAGAUCACAUCGUCUUCAGAAGCAUUCCUUAUGAGUCAGUCUCCUCAUAAUACUCUCACACUGAUCUGCAUCAGCACAAACAAUAUGAAUCACCUGAAUGGAUACUGCUCAUUAUGAGACCAGUAAAAGCAGGCUGUACCCCACAGCAGCAUCAGAGAAAAGAAGGCAGACUGAUGACAAUUAACCUCAAACACCAGCUGUUGAAAAGCUUCAUUUAAAGUAAUAUGGAUUCACGCAGUUUCCUUUAAGGUUGGUUAGGAACAACCUUGUGGAUGCUGGAACAUACGGAGUAACAUCUAUUUAAACUUAACAGAAAGGAUUUUUGUAUCAGUGUUUGAAUUAAUUUCACAUAUUGAAAAGUGUAGUGUAGUGCAAGUCCAGUGUAAAAUUAAGUUAGGGUCAAACACACUAUAACACCAAGUUAGACACCCCGCCGAGAGAUGAAUGUAGCCUACCGCUUGCUUCUCUAGUUAUACCAACUUUAGUAACGACCACACGAUAGCAAUACACAGUGGUCUGAGGAGCCAUAAACAAACCUCAAUCAAAGCCACUCUAUAGUCACAAAAAAUGCUCAGAACAGCACCUAACUUCAUCAACAGUACAUAUAGGGUCCUAGCCAUAGUACUAGCCACCAAACAUCUUUUUAACUUCGCCUAAUUUCUUUAGCAAAGAGACUAAACACAACUCACCUACUCUUUUCUAGUAGCUGCUUGUUUGUAGCGAGACCUCGGGCCAGUCCAUUACAGACUGCUGUGGGGUGACACAGCUCAAGGAAGAACAUUUAUGAUCAUUACUUUAUAGAAAUGCAAUCAGACCGAGACGCUAAGGCAGAAGAACUACCGUGUCUGCAGUGCAAAAUGAUUAAUAUGAUGAUUAUUACUUCAAGGAAAUGAUAACGUAAUGAUCAUAAAUGUUCUUUCUUGAGCUGUGUCACCCCGCUUAGGUCAGUAAUGGACUGGCCUAAGGUCUCUGUACAAACAAGCGGCUGCUGGAAGAGAGUAGGUGAGUUGUAUUUAGUCUCUUUACUAAAGAAAUCAGGCAAAGCUAAAAAGUUGUUUGGUGGCUAGUUCUAUCACUGGGACCCUAUAUGUACUGUUGAUGAAGUUAGGUGCUGUUCUGAGCAUUACUUGUGGCUAUAGAGUGGCUUUUUGGUUGAGCUUGUGGCUCUCGAGCCCGCUGUGUAUUGCUGUCAUGCAGUCGUUACUAAAGUUGGUAUAACUAGAGAAGCAAGUGGUCGGCAACAUUCAUCUCUCGAGGGGGUGUCUAACUUGGUUUUACAGUGUGUUUGACCCUAACUUAAUUUUAUGCCGGAAUAUCCCUUCAAGAUGACACAUUACAGCAAAUCAAAGCUGAUUGUAUCCUGGUCUAUCGUAGUUUUGUUGCCUGUGUCCCUUAAAAACUUGAGAUUUUUGUGUCUUAGUGUGUGUGGGAUCUUACAAGUCUCUGUUCCCCCUUAUCCAGAGAGUUCCUGGGCCAGGGCUGGAUGAAGGUAGAUAAGACAGAGAGGACCCCAUACAUCAUGAAAACAAGCCAACACUUUAAUGAUGUAAGUUCAGUGUGGCUUUUUUCUCCUUUUUGCUCUCUGACCUGUCCGCAUAAAGUGUUUGUUCCUCUACAACCUGCAUAUCCUUUUUUUUGUCCUCCUAAAGAUGAGUAACCUGGUGGCAUCACAGAUCAUGACCCACACUGAUGUAGGCUCCAGGGCCAGCUCUAUAGAGAAGUGGGUUGCUGUGGCCGACAUCUGUCGCUGUCUUAACAACUACAACGGCGUUUUGGAGAUCACGUCUGCACUCAAUCGCAGUGCCAUCUACCGUCUGAAGAAGACCUGGGCUAAAGUCAGCAAACAGGUUCAGUAAUUAAUCAAAAAUAAGUAUUAAAAAUUAAACAUGACUGCAUCAAUAAGAAAACACACAUCCAGAAAGCAAAACUGAAGUUUGCAGCAAGAAAAGGCUGAGAAACAACAAAUUGAAUCCAAAUUAUGAUGAUUUAAAGCUUCCUCGUUUACAGAUUUUUCUUCUCCUCCUGGUGGAAUCAAUAAAACACAGAGAAGCAUUUACCUGUAAUGUUAAGUAUCUGCUCUUAGUUUAAUUCUGAUGCAGCCUAAAUCGAUUAUACUCAUUAUCAUCCAAUCACCAGACCGUCUGUCUCUCAACAAGACAUGCUCUCCGUUCGGGACCGAAGCAAAUUUGAUUACAUUGUUCUUUAACAACCUUCUUUUAUUAAGAGUAACUAGAUCUCAGGGUUAAUGCAGCUGCCUUAUUGUUCCAUGUGCUUGAUUAUGAUGUUGAUCUUGUCUAGACGAAAGCCCUGAUGGACAAACUGCAGAAGACCGUGUCCUCUGAGGGGAGGUUUAAGAAUCUGAGGGAGACUCUGAAAAAGUGAGAUUUUCCAGAUGUUUUUUUCUGAGAUAUAUGUUGAGUAAUGCAUACAUAAGAAUAUAAAACAUGUUGUUUUAAAAAGUGAAUUUUCUAAUACACAUUAUUGCUGUUAUUUCCUCUUUCAGCUGCAAUCCUCCAUGUGUACCAUACCUGGGAAUGUAUCUAACAGACCUGGCCUUUAUCGAGGAGGGAACUCCCAAUUUCACAGAGGAAGGACUGGUUAACUUCUCCAAAAUGAGGAUGGUAGGCGCAAACAUCCGUUGAUUAAUGCACAAACAGACUGAAAAUCAAAUCAUCUGUACUUAAAGUGUGAAAAUUAAAUUCUUCAUGUGUUUUAGAUUUCCCACAUCAUCAGAGAGAUCCGACAGUUUCAGCAGACUCCGUACAGAAUAGAGCAUCAAGCCAAGGUAAUUCUCCCCACUCACUCACUUUAGACUUCUUUUUUUUCACACCAGUGAAGUGCAUUUUAGUCCACAAGAGAGUCAUCAAAACGUCAGGGUGUAUUGCAGCAACAUUAAUUUACAUAGCUGUUUUUAGAAAUACUGAAAAGUGCUUUGCAGUGGUUUAACAGAAGGGGAAAUUUAAGAUAAAACCAAGAGGCUAGUUUGUAUUUUUAAAUCAUAACUUUUUUGUGUAGUAGCAGCUUCAUCAAAGUACUUCUCCCAGCUUCUGUUCGGAGAGGAUUACUGAAAACCCCUUUAUGAGAGACCUUUUCCAGUAUGUCUGUUUAGAGCUCAAUCAUGACUCUGCUGAGGCCAUCCUCUGUUGCUGCAUCAAGACACUCAACUUUCAAAUCCAAUAUUAAACCCCCUGUUAUUGUGUUUGCCAAAUUCAUUCAACCUCUAAUUCAUUUAUUGGAAAUGAGAAAAUAAAGCCAUAAGGGUAAAUCUAAGUUUCUGGUCUAUCUCUGAACUGCCUCUGAUGUGUUUCGUCCAGGUGACCCAGUACCUCCUGGAUAAGACCCUGAUUAUGGAUGAAGACACCCUCUAUGACCUCUCUCUGAAGAUCGAGCCCAGGCUUCCUGCCUGA